AUGACAUCCUGAACAGAGAGGAUGAUAGAUAAUGCUUUUCCUGUGAGCAGCGUCAAGCCUUUAUAUUCAUUCCCUGAAAGCUUAGAUUGUUUGCUCAUUUGUUGACUGUCCAUAUAGACAGAAAACUGCAGUUAUUGUGUGAGAGAAAAGGAUUUCUAGUUCUUCGCAGAUCAUUAAGUGUUUUGGAUACUCCUAACCAGGUAAGUGUAAAAAGUAUUUUAUUCUGCAAUGUUAUUUUGAAAGUUAUAAUUAAGUACUCAGAUAUUCUGCUAUGUGCAGGAUUGUGACAACUGAAAGCUCAAGUGAGCUGCACUUUACUUUUCAAUAAAUAUUUGUGUCUCAGGAUCUCUAAUUCUCGCUUAUGUUUUAUUUUUGUUGCAUUCUGUUUCCAAUUUUGCCCAUAUUUGUCAUGGUUACUGAACCUUACUAUGUUUUCAGUGAAACAAACAGUGCUGUUUAAGGAUAUAUGCAUCCUCUCACAGGAAGUUAACUGACUGCAGAAUCCAGAUUUCCAUUGACCCAAUAGCUACUAGUUGUCAAUAAUUAGAAAGAGAAAUUACACCUUUUUGUUUAACAGUUUCCAUUGAAUUGAUGCUGCAAACCUGUGCUCGGUUGCCUGGUAAAGGGACCCCUGGCCAACUCUGGGGUUGCGGCGCUCAUCUUGCUUUAUUGGCCGAGGGAGCUGGCGUACAGUUUCCGGGUCAUGUGGCCAGCAUGACUAAACCGCUUCUGGCAAAACCAGAGCACCGCACGGAAACGCCGUUUACAUUCCCGCCGGAGCGGCACCUAUUUAUCUACUUGCACUUUGACGUGCUUUCGAACUGCUAGGUUGGCAGGAGCAGGGACUGAGCAACGGGAACUCACCCCGUCGCGGGGAUUCGAAGCACCGACCUUCUGAUCAGCAAGCCCUAGGCUCUGUGGUUUAACCCCCAGUGCCGCCCGCGUCCCUUUUACCAGUUGCCUGGCAGUAACUUUUAAAUGGGUUUACUUCUGAAUACACACGAUUCCACUGAAAACGUGUAAACAUAUUACCAUAUUUUUCGCCCUAUAGGACGCACUUUGCCCCUCCAAAAAUGAAGGGGAAAUGUGUGUGCGUCCUAUGGGGCGAAUGCAGGCUUUCGCUGAAGCCUGGAGAGCGAGAGGGGUCGGUGCGCACCCACCCCUCUCACUCUCCAGGCUUCGCGCAGAUCUCUGUAAGCCAUGGGAGCCCACGCCGGGCUCCCGCGGCUUGCGGAGAGUUGCCUGCAUGCUGAAGCAAAUAUGAGCUCAGCACGCCCAGAUUUCACGCAGCUCUCCGCAAGGCGCCUGGGGGGGAAAUAAUUCCCCCCCAAAAAAACUAGGUGCGCCUUAUGGGACGGUGAGUCCUAUAGGGCAAAAAAUACGGUAAACAAUAGCUGUUCUCCAACUUUGUAGUGAAGCUCUUUUUAAAAUAGCAUUUAAUCCACUACAUUAUAAUUGUGGUGCAAUUACUGUAACGUCUUAUGUUCUAAUUUUCAGAAAGAACUCUACUUUUUUGUUUUUCUUGGAUCCAGAAGAUAAUUUUCUGACAUGGCAUCAGUUCAAACUGUAAAUACCAAUUGCAUACAAAAUGGCAUUUUGCCAUAAGGUCACAUAACCUUCAGGAAGAAAAAGUUGAAUUCCAUGCUGCUUAUUUAAGCAGAAUGCAUAUCUGUGCAAAUCCUUCUUUAUUUGCUUUGGAUAAAUAAAUAGUAUGUAGUGAAUACUUUGAUAAUGACACAGCAGCAGAAAAAUGUCAAACAAAUAUACAUGGAAAUAGAAGAAAACAGAAACAGGGACUGCUUCUCAGAUGGUAAUCCCAACACCUGCUUUUCUGGGCACCUGGGCAGUUUUAACUUCUACCUUGUCAGCCACAGAGCUGUACAAGCUGCCAUGUGAAAACAAUGAAACAAUGAUUUGCUUUUACUGGGGUGGGUGUUUUAGGAAAACUUGCACACAAUGAUCCUGUUCUCUACUUUAUCCAUACUGAGCAAGAUAGAACUGACCCAAAGUGUGGCCCUGAAAUAGCACAGUAUGGCAGUGUCCACUGGGGUAAUGCUACUCUUGCACCAGCAGCAAGGUGCCUUGGCCAGUGGUGAAAGAGGGGGAAAUUAGUGCUGAGGCGAAGGAGGCGUUUUUCACGAGGAAUCCCUUGCUUGGCUGGGUGCCUAUGGAGUCGCUCUGCUGAGCGGGAUGUUUGGCUUCUAGCCUGAUGUCUUCCCUGCACCUUUUUUGGAACCCCAAGUCAUCCUUGCCGGCAGAACACCCAAAAGGCAAGCGUUGCAGCGUGGCGGGACUCAGCCCCACAUCUGGCUUUCAGGCUUCACUUAGGCGUCUGGCUGGUCCCUGUGGAAAAAGGGGGCUGGGCCAGAGGGCCCUUUUCCCAACCGACCAAGCAGGGCUGGUCCUGUUUUCCCAUUGCAAUGCACUUCCUUAGGGUUACCAGGCUGCUGCUGCUGCAGCUGAUCACUGUGACCUUUCUCUUGCGGUUUCUGCUCUUGUGGUUGUAGCCUUUUCCCGAGCAAAAAGUUUGUUAUGUCACUAACACAAGUCCUUGUAUGUGUGGAGACACUGUUCUGAAGGGUGUUCGGGGCAGGGCCAAAUCCCCAGGGAAGUCCUGCACGGCGCGCAGUACAGAAAUCCGGGCAGCCGCCGCCGGGAACUUGGUCGGGAGCGCCAGGCCCUCGGGGCCGAAGGAGCAGCUCUGCCCCGGUCCGGCCGGCCGGGCUCCGAAAAGGGGCCGCGGGAGGGAAGCGCUCCUUCUGCUUUGGCGCUGCUGCCCGGCGAGCUUGCGCUCUUGCCCCUUCUGGGCCGCGCAGGGAUCCUCGAAGGCAGCGGCGCCGCCGCCUUUCCCCUUCGGGCUCCGCGCAGAAAGGCGAGGCGCCGUCUCGGGGGAAGCGGCUCUUCGCCCGGGCGCCUCUCUCCGCGCCGGGCCGGGCCAGGAGGCUCCUCCCGGAGGCGGGGCUGGUGGGCGCGGCGGGGCGGAGCGGGGCGGAGCGGGCCGGGGCGGCGAGGCGGCGGCGGCGGCGGGUGCGGCGGGGAGCCGGCGGCGCCGCUGCGUGAGGAGGGAGCGCGCCAUGCCUCAGCCCCCGCCGCCCUGAGCGCGCCUCCUUCGCCGCCUCUUCCCCGCCUGCGCUCGAGGCCCCGGUGAGUGCCGCCCCCCCCCGGCUCCAGGCCCCCUUCCCGCCCGGCCUUCUGGUUCUCCGCCCCCGCCGGCCUCUUGCGCCCCUCGCCGGCCCCGGCCUCCCCGCUCGGCGGCAGCGCGCGAGACUCCUCCCUCUGCUCUGCUGCUGCUUUCCGCCUUUUCUCUCGCUCGGAACUCCUUCAGUCGGGCGAGAGCCGGGCAUUCAUCUUCUGGGAAUGCAUAUGGGAAGGAGGAGGGAAGGCAAAGGGGGACUCAGAGCGGCCUGGUUCGGUAACGUCUUGGGCGCCUCCAGAGGACCUGCGGAAGGAGCAUAGUCUUCCUGGAGCUUAGAGGGUGUGAGCCAUUUGGUGAGCAUUUGAUUCCUGUGCAGAGGGGUUAGAUGACAUCGCACCCCACACUUUUCUGUCAUCUGCCUCAUCACUUUCCUUAUUGCUAACAAAAAGAGUGGAAUUGGAUUAUUGAGCAACGCGUCCUAAUCAACUGUAAUGGCACAGCAUGACUUUUAACGAGCUUGAAUCCCAUCUGAAAGUACAGGCAAUGAUCAUUUUCUGUGUGUUUAAAGCACUUGCGACCAUGCGCAUGCACAGCGCCACAAACCCAGAAGUGGCAGGAAAAGGGGGCAGGGCACGCUAAUGUGCAUUUAUUUUUAUACAUGCUCUGCCAUCAUGCACAAUGACCCAGAAUGCAACCCCCCUCCUGCAAAUUCCCUGUAUCAGCAGUUCCCACAUUCCUCAGCAGUUUCUCAUCUCAAACAGCAGGGACACCCUAACCCUAACCCUCCCCCCCCCCCAAAAAAAUCUUCCACACUUCACUCUGAAUCUGAAUCUGAUCUGCUCUCUUGGGGGAGGGACUGUAGAAGUUUGGUAGUAGAGCAUAUGUGUUGUAUGUAAAAGAUCCAAGGUUUAAUGCCUGUACGAAUCACUGGUCUGAUAUCUGCUGCCAGUUAGUGCAGAAAAUAUUGGGCCAGUUAGACUUUCUGUCCAUAUCUGUACAAGAUGGGUUCCUAGGUUCCUGACCUUUCCCAGCCCUCUUGGCACUGCAAGAAGCAAGCAAUUUACAAGUUGCCUUGUUAACCUGAGAGGGAAGGAACCUGGCAUCCUAUACUAUGUUGCUGUUAAGCCCAUAGGAAGUUGACUUGCACUGAGUGGGAAGGGGCAGCUAGUCCAGCUCCCUACAGUGCAGGAAUCACAGCUAAAUGGAUCAGCCUAAUUCAGUAUUGUCUUCUCUGACUGGCAGCAACUAUCCAUGGUUUCCCAGCCUUUCCCCAGAGAUGCUGGAGUUUGAAUCUGGGAUCUGCUGCUGCUCAGCUACAGUUCUUCCUUUGUUGGAAGUGGUGAUGCAGAAACAAAAACCAGUCACUACAGUAAGGAAGAGACUUCUCCCAUCUCUCCAGUUAUCCUACCUAUGCACACUCCUACUUUUGCUUGAGACUUGGCAGUCAAACUGAAAACUCCCUCCAAAGGUGAGAGCUGGAUGGAAUAAGCCAGCAGUCACUUACACUUGAACGCAAGUGUGCAAGGAUUCUUGGCUUCUCAUACAUAUAUGAAAAUUCUUGCAUGUUUGGCAGUGUCCCUAUUUAUGGCCAUUGCUUGCUGCUCAAUUCAUGAAUUGUCUGAGAUGCUGCCAGAAGUACUGAUUUUGUUGCUGGAGCCCAUUCUUCACCCCACGUUCUCUGGUACCCCCAGAUAAAAGUAACUUGCUUGCACUUAAUCUGCAUUCCCUUCAUCAGAUGUAAGUUACUAGCUUUCAUCUUGUUUUGAUCAUACUGUUUGAUCAAGUAUGAAGAAUUACAUUGUCAGCAAGUAUGUUGAUGAUGUCCUCUUCUGCUAACAGUACAGAAUAAAACUUAUUUGGAGUUGUAUGGUUCAUGUUAUUUGAGCCACAUCGCAUGCAUUUAGACUUUCAUGAAGCCAUAUGAAAGCAUGCAAUGCAAAAGGCAUUUCCUAUCAUCUUGUAGAUAACCUUUAUGGUGUGUGCCAGUCGGGGCAGUGGAUAUCUCUGAUAUCUCUAAACGUAGUGCUUUUUCUCAGGAAAAAGUAAAAGAUGAAUGCCAGGUAACCUAUGCAACCACUUAUAGGCAAAGUAUGUGCAAGUGCACAUAACGGUUUGGCUAGUUUGGUUAGCAGUCAUAGACCACAUGAAAUUUAAUAUUUUAAUGAAGUUCAUGCUAUGCAGCAGUUGCUGAUGUAGUGGAACCUCACGUUGAAACUACACUGUAGGUAUGAUAAAACUGCUUCUUUACUGUGCCAUUUGUUCUGGUGUAGUUGUGUCCAGAGUUGUGUACAUGCUAGUAAAUCUAGAAAGUACAACUUGGCAUCUAACAGACCUCAUAUGAAAUGGUUUGGACACUUGUUAAAUUUAUUGGUCUCCAUUAGCUCUCAAUGUGAAUAAUCGUGGCAGGGCUGAAAUAGAUUGUUGUUUCUAGGGAUGGGUGGACCACAGCAAGCUUUCCUCCUGUAUAGCUUUUUCAAAACAAUACAGAAGAGCUACAACUUGGCCUCAUUCACAACCAUGGCUAAGUAGGAAUUAACCAGUGUGCUGGUGCACAGUUAGAAAAUCUUGGCCACUUCCCUCCUCCCCUGCUCCCAGUAGUGCAGCCGAAGGAGGGAGGAGAGGAGCAGCCAUGAAGAUCUAACUGCACCAGCACACUGGUUAAUUCCUACUUAGCCAUGGUUUGGUUUGGUUUGGCUUAGCAUUGCAUGCAAGCCAUUUCAAGGUUUAAAAUAAUGUUUUUCUUAAUACUGAAGUUGUGUCCAGUGGUACAUCAAAUAACCCAUCAAAUGUGCCAUGGACCUUGUAGUAUGAGAUUCCUUGUUUUGAAAAGAACUUGAUAUGGAAAAUCAAAAUAUUCCAUUAGGUUGCAUCUUUGUUCCCAUAGAGUAGCAUCACUCCCCCAACUCUCUCUCUCCCUCUUGAUGCUACCCUAACAUCCCCCCCCCCCCCCCGCUUCUCCAUCUCUGAUGUUCUUUGUUACAAGUGAAAUGUCAUUUAUUUAUCUGGGGUAUUUUAAGUCUGCCAUUCAUCCAAAGGUCCCAGGAAAGAAUUAAAAAUAUCACAAUUAAUAUUAAAGAUUUAAACAAAACAACAGUAUACAGUGGUGCCUCGCAAGACGAAAUUAAUUCGUUCCGCGAGUUUUUUCGUCUAGCGAAUUUUUUGUCUUGCGAAGCAUGAAAUCCCAUAGGAAUGCAUUGAAGUCCAAACAAAGCCAAAUUUGGUACAACAAGAGUUUAUUAAGUGCUCUUUAAAGUCACACAUACUGUAAAGAGCAUUUCAAAAAUUGAAGGAACAAUAAAUUCAAAAAUUGAAGGAACAAUAAAAAUCAUACAAAUUCAGAAAAAAACCACACAAGCUUCCAGAUUCUUGCAAACCCCUCCUCAACUGUUCCCCCAGCCACCCACCACACAGAAAUUCAAAUCCAGAAUUUUUUUUAAAAAACAGCAGAGUGGCCCAAUGGUCACAGAAAAUAAAAAAAUUCAGAAAAAAACACACAAGCUUCCAGAUUCUUGCAAACCCCUCCCCAACACCAAGUCCUUGAAUUCCAAACACCCCAACCCAAAAUCCAAAACCCCCAAAAAAGUUUUAAAAGUUUAAAAGAAGUUUUGGAAAAGCUUCAAAAAUCACCAAAGUCUUCAAAAACCUCAAAAAAGGCUACCACACCGCGUUCUAUGAGUUGCUCCUCGAAGUCAAGUCGCAACUGUAUUAACGGUGUUAAGAAAAAGGAAACAAACUUGCAAGAAGUUUUCGCUUUUCGUCUUGCAAAGCAAGCCCAUAGGGAUAUUCGUCUUGCGAAGCAGGUCAAAAAACAGAAAACCCUUUCGUCUAGCGAGUUUUCCGUCUUGCGAGGCAUUCGUCUUGCGGGGCACCACUGUAAUAGCAGAAGGAAAAUAUUGCCAUGUACUUAUUCCCUCCCCGCCCCCCACCGGCUGCGAAAGGAUGGGGAAAUGAGACUAACUGUACCACUUUGAAUGAAAAAUGUUUUUUUUAAAAACCUACUCUCUUAAUUGAGGUUAAUGUUAAUUGGCAGGAAACUAUAUCCUGUUGGCUCCCAGUCUCUGGAAUGCCCUUCUCUAUAUGUCUAGUUCAUGUUGUUUUUGAGUGUUUGGUGCCAGCUUAAAAAAAUAUUAUUUGCCCAGGCCUCUUAAUUUCUUGCUACUGUUUUCUUGCUACUGAUUCGUAUGUUUACGGCAUUACUUUCUUUCUUUUUUUAAUUGUGGUUUUUAUAUUCUAAAGUCUCAUUGGAAGUUGUUUUGAGGUGACAAGGAUGUGGUAACUUCUUGGCCAGAAAUGAAUCAGCUGUCAAAGCAACUGCACAAGGACACUGAGCUCUGUGCCUGGCUGCUGACUUAGAACUUAUACUGGUAUAUAAAUAUCACAGUGUAUUGAUUGACAUGAAAAUGCAAUUGUAAGUACAGCUAGAUGGCAGAUAGAUAAAGACAUCUAUUCUAAAAACCCAACCGUAUGCACCUCUGUUUACUCCCAGGUAAAUGUAGGAUUGCAGCCAAGUAGUCUGUUCCCCAGCCCUAUUUUAGGGUACUUAAAAUAGGGUACUUUAUCUGCAGUGAUACAAAUGUCACAUACUGUACUUAAGGAGUGCAGGUGUCUGUACUUUGCUUCCCCUUGGGGAGUGGGUAACUUAAAGGCCAACGAAGGUGCUUGGCAGAAAAAGUCUAUAGCAAUGGCCUUUAAUUUCUGAGGGCCUUCAUUUCAUGCUGACCUGCACCAGAGGACCACUUAAAACAAAAUCACAGAGCAAAUCUAUGCAUGAGCUCAGAAGGUGGUAGACUCUUCUUCAUUGGAGAGCAAAGGCUGGAUGGCCAUCUUUCAGGGAUGCUUUAGUUGUGAUUCCUGCAUUACAGAGGCUUGGACUAGAUGAUAAUGAUAAUAAUAAUAAUAAUUAUAAUUAUAAUUAUAAUUAUAAUUAAUAAUUAAUAAUUAAUAAUAAUUUUAUUUAUACCCCGCCUUCCCCAGCCAAGACCGGGCUCAGGACGGCUAACAACCAAUAAUAAAAACAAGUUGAUUAAAAUAAAAUUUAAAAGAUUAAGACACAACAUUAAAACAUUAGGAUGCAGCCUCUUCACAGGAGGAGAAAGGAAAAAGAAAGAGGGGGAAGGAAUCAAACUGAUUCUAAGCCAAAGGCCAGAUGGAACAACUCUGUCUUACAGGCCCUGCAGAAAGAAAUCAGAUCCCGCAGGGCCCUGGUCUCAUGAGACAGAGUGUUCCACCAGGCAGGAGCCAGUGUUGAGAAGGCCCUGGCUCUGAUUGAGGCUAAUCUAACUUCCUUAGGGCCCGGGUGUUGCUAUAUAUGGACCUUAAGGUCCUCCGUGGGGCAUACCGGGAGAGGCGGUCCCGUAGGUACGAGGGUCCUAGGCCGUGAAGGGCUUUAAAGGUCAAAAGCAGCACCUUAAAUCUGACCCUGUACUCCACCGGGAGCCAGUGCAGCUGGAAAAGCACUGGGUGAAUAUGCUCCCAUGGCAGAGACCCUGUGAGGAGCUUCGCUGCAGCAUUCUGCACCCGCUGGAGUUUCUGGGACAGCUUCAAGGGCAGCCCCACAUAGAGCGAAUUACAGUAGCCUGGAGGUGACUGUGGCCAGGUCGGGGCGGGAAAGAUAAGGGACCAACUGCUUGAUACGGUGAAGGUGGAAAAAUGUCGCCUUGGCUGUUGUUGUAACCUGCGCCUCCAUGGAAAGGGAGGCGUCAAGGAUUACACCCAAACUCUUAACGGAAGGCAAUGGCACUAAUUGGACCCCUGCAAGAGAAGGGAGUUGGUCCCUCAUCCCCAUACCAUCCUGACCCAGCCAGAGGACCUCUGUCUUUGAAGGAUUUAGUUUCAAUCGGCUCCCACAAAAUCAUCCAGCCACAGCUUCCAAACAUCUGGUCAGUGUGUCCGGGAUCAAGUCGGUAUGGCCAUCCAUCAGCAGAUAGAGCUGAGUGUCAUCAGCAUAUUGGUGACAACCCAGCCCAAAGCUCCGGACAAUCUGGGCAAGGGGGCGCAUAAAGAUGUUAAAAAGCAUUGGGGAAAGGAUUGUGCCCUGCGGCACUCCACACACCAAGGGGUGGCAAUACGACAUCUCCCUCCCUAGUGCCACCCUCUGUCCCCGACCAGAGAUAAAAGAGCACAGCCAUUUAUGGGCUAUGCCCUGUAUCCCCACGUCGGCGAGGCAGUGGUCCAAAAGAUCGUGAUCGACCAUGACCAUGUCAUGACUGCUGACAAAUCUAAAAGGAUCAGCAGUCCUGACCCGCCUCGAUCCAGUUGUCUGCGGAGAUAAUCUGUUAGGGCGACCAGAGCCGUCCCGGUCCCAAAACCAGGACGGAAUCCAGACUGAAAUGGAUCUAAAGCUGAUGUUUCCCCCAGAAAUCUACCAAGCUGUUCAGCAACUGCUCUCUCAAUUACCUUACCCAGAUAUGGGAGAUUUGAAACUGGGCGGUAAUUGGAUAGAUCUAAAGGAUCUAGUGAAGUUUUCUUUAAGAGCGGACACACCACUGCUUCCUUCAGCUCCCCUGGGAAUAUCCCCGUGCCAAGGGACAAAUUGAUAAUUUCAACCAGGGGGGUCCGCGUGAUAUCUGGGCACGCCCUAAUCAGCCAAGACGGGCAUGGAUCGAGGAGGCAGGUGGUGGGCCUACCAGCUUGGAGGAGUCUAUCCACAUCAGCAGGAAGUAUCCGAUCGAAAUGGUCUAACACUGGACCCGAUAAUGACCCCUUAGAUCAGGCAUAGGCAAACUUUUGGGACAACAACUCCCAUCAUCCCUGACCACUGGUCCUGUUAGCUAGGGAUGAUGGGAGUUGUAGUCCCAAAACAUCUGGAGGGCUGAGUUUGCUAAUGCCUGGCUUAGAUCCUUUCCAGCUGCUAUUGAAUACACCUACAGUACAUAACAUAAAUGUGAACUUUGUGGUAUGACAUUCCUACAAACUACUAGGCAAUUCUUCCAAACGAGUAAUCCCAGAUCCUUUCUAGCUAGAUAGAUGUUGACCUUCAUGGGGCACAAGCCUGGGCAGUGUACAGUCAUACCUUGUGUUGCGUUAGGUUCAUGUUGCAUCUUUUCGGCUUGUGAAUACGGCAAACCUUGAAGUGUAUACUUCCAGGUUUCGCUGCGUGCACAGAAGCGUUCAGCGCACUUUGUGCUCUGUGCUUGCGCAGAAGCCCGCUCUAGUUGUGGACUUUUUGGGGUUUCGAACAGCACCCUGGAACGGAUCGUGUCCGCAACUAGAGGUACCACUGUAUCUGGAGGUCCUGGGCUGCUUGGACGACAAAACUCUCCUCUUGGACUCAAUGAUGUGGUCCAAAGGAAAGCAGAGCAAGACGUUUGGCACCAGCUGGGCUGCAGGAGUUGCCGGAAGGAGGUGUACAAGGCUCCAUCUGACCAUCUUAGGGAUUCCACUCCUGAUUUGUGUAGGGUUUACUCCUUAGACUUUUCUUCUCCCAAACAUACCCCACAAGGCAGCAGAGGCUUAGGAUCAGAGUUGUCCUUCUCAAUGAUGGGCUGUUUUCCCAGGUUGAUGAGCCCGAUCUGCCCCUCACUUUUCUCUACGGCACGUGCACAAACUCUUAUUGACGGUUAAACCCUCUUUUAGGCUAUUCUGCUCAGUCUGCUGGUGUCUGUCUUUGCAUGCAUGGAAAGUCCCUAACUCACCAAGGGUAUGAGACCCAUUGGCUACCUUCACCUGGUUCAGCUGGGAUGUGGCUACUGUCUCAUGCUGACAGCUUCUAGGAGCCACAGGCCUGGAAAAGAGACACCAGGAUUUAUUUAUUUAUUUGCAGGGGACAGUGACCAGAAACUAACACACACACACCCCCGCCGCCCAAAAUAAAAGAUUAAAAGGAGAAAGACAUUUCUCUGAAAUUUUCUGGCUUUUUUCUGGGCCUUCCUGUCUGUUUCUAAUAGGUCAUUGCCUUCCUUCCUCUAGUCACCUUUAUCUUGCCAAAUCAAACUUUAACCUGUAAUAGGACCUGAAAAACCUGAUAAAUUCAUUCAUUGAAAAGGUACAUUCUCUCUGUGGAUUUGGAGACUAAGAUAAUCUCUGAGGCAAAAAUCAAGCAGAUAAUAUGGUCCCUCAGCCUUUGGCUAUAAUGUCAGAGCUUCCAGUGAAUUUUAGUGGCUGAGUCUUAUUUUAGACUUUAGCCCAUAGAUGUUUGGCCUGAUUCUGCAGUUAUCUGGACAAAUAGCAAAAAGUUGGAAGUUUUGGUGGGGAUCCUAUUGGUAUGUUAUACUGUCAUUUACUUCCUACUGGAUACAUUUGUCAUCGUUUGUUUUAGUCAAACUAUCAUUUUAGUAACUGCUGCUCAUUUGCACUGCACAAGUUAUUAAGAGGCAUUAAUGUAUUCAGGUGUCAGCAAAGUUUUGAAAGCAAUGGAGUCCUGCAGAUAUUUUAAUCUCCUGCUCAGUGAUCACCUCCCUGUGACUUUACAGUUUUAUAAAUGUUUCUGAUUCUGCAUUCAUUUGAAAGAGGAAGGAAAUACUGAAUACUUUAUAUUCUGAAGUUUCAAAAUUAGAAUAGCUGAAGGAAGAGAGAAUACGUACUCUACAAAUAAGUAAUCUGGCAUAAAAAUUCUUUUGUUACUGCUUCAAAUUAGGGGGUAUGGGUGGGGAUUUGGCUGAAAUUUAUACUGUUUUUUGUCAGGCUCCAGAGCAGCACCAACACUUGUGCUGAAAGAGGACUCUCAAAAAAUGGCCCCAGGACAUAAUUUGGAUUAUAGGUUCUUACUGUUAUGAGCAUUUGCCACACUUGGAAAUGUGGAUGCUGAGGCCUGGGCUGUUCAGAGAAUUUACUUGACUGUCCUGUGAUUUGUAUCUGCUUUGUUUCUUGUUUAGAACAAAGGAAAUGGGUUAAUCACACCAUGUCCAACUCCUUGGUUUUUAUACUGGGCUGACCAUUUUGACUGAAGCCUUGGUGACACAGGGAACAGGUGCAAGAAACAUGAAGGACUUGUGUACCCUGUACUCCUUUUAAUGUUUUGAUCCUGUCUGGCAGGGCAUUGUCUCCUCUGAAAGCGUUGGGCACAAUGAUCUUAUCGCAGUGAUGAAUUGGACUCUGCAGCUUUGACAUUACAAAGAAAGAGUUCUUGCUAUGUUUCUGCAUAAGAUUUGAGAUUAGCUGCUAUAUUUCAUUUGUUUUUAUUGUUGGCCCGUUUCAGUCCUUCUGAGCAUGCCGUGUAUAGUUGAGCGCACCAGGCGUCAGUUGGCAUACUCUGUACUUUCUUUUUUUACAGGAAUUAGAGCUUCAUAGAAAGGUAUCUGGGUUUAGGGUUAAUCUUGCUUAUUCAAGUUAAAGGCAUCAAGAUUCCAUCUAAGGAAAUGAGAGACCCACAGUGAUUAUCCGCAGUUACAGGGAAUAUUUAAAACCUGCUAAUACUUAGGAGGGUGGUUUACCCCAGGUUGGAGGGAGCAGGAAACAAGGCCAUGUUCUCUUAUUUGCAAGCUUCCAGGGGCCUCAACCCAUAGUUGAGUGGGGGGCAGAUGCUGGUUUUCUCUGAAACAGGAGAUGCUGCACUAGGUGGACUUUGGAUCUGAUCCAGCAGGGCUCUCCACGUUUUUAUAUGGACCAUAUCCUGGUAAUAGAGGAAAUAAAUUAUCACAUUAGCCUGUGUGUACAAUUGGGAAACAGAUCUGCAAGUGGAACUGAAAGUGGAAGACUGGCAUAACAUUUGAGAGAGCUGUUCAUCUUUUAUUAUGUGCCAGUUUUAAAUAGCUGUCUUAAAAAUCCAGAUGGUGGGUGGCACAUGAUCUCUCUCUAGCUCAUUUUUUAAACCACUGUUGGGGCAGGUCAGUGCUUGGGAGGAUGUAUUUCAAAUAACAGAUUUUCAACAUGUGGUGUGGGAUAAACAGGUCAGAAAAGCUUAGCAGGAAUGACGAUGCCUUGCUGUAACUGCUUGCAUGGCAAAGAAAGAGGAAACUUGUGAUAAAAUGUUAAGAAAUUGCUGAGAGUAGCCAAAAGCUAAUGCCUUAUAAGGUAUUAGGACGGUUUGUGGGUGAUUCAAAACCACAAGGGAAAAAGGAGGAAAACAGUUAGAAAGCUAUUGCACUUGCUUAAAAGGGCUGUGAAUAUUAGUCAAGCCACCCCUGGUGGAGCUAAAGCUAAUCAGCAUGAAGAAGGGGGGUAUGUAACGGUGGGGGUACAUAUCAAGGGGAAAACAUGAAAUAGGUGGACCAGGAAGUUGGUAAACUGCAAUUUCCUAAACAAUAGGAGAUUGUAGGAGGGAAAUUUGGACAGGCUUUAGCGUAUAAAGUACCUUUGAUGUGCCCUCUUUGCAGCAUGAGGCUGGGGAGUUGCUCGCGCAGCGCUGUCUCAGGAAUAAGCAACCUUUGGUUUUGCCUGACCCCAGUGUCAGACUCCUUCUUCUCACAGAGCAAUUGACUCCCUUUAGGGAGGAUUCCUGGGGCAAAUUUGUCCAACAGGUGGGGAUCUGAAAUUUGUAUAGGACUUUUGGUUUGAACAGCAGCCAAUUUCUCUGCUACCCCUCACUUGUCUUUUUCUUUUAACCAUCUAGCCUGCGGAAGAGUUCUGGGGACCUUGAAAGCUUGCACACUAUUUUCUGGCAUCUUGGUUAGCCUAAUAAAGAUGUUUUCUUAAUAUAUAUUGGACUUGAUUGGCACAUCAGAAGCUCCAGCCUAUAUCUUGCUGUAUUUUAAUGCCCUGGGGAUGAUACCAUCACCAGUCCACCAAUUGUUUCUUAUUUAAUGUUGGCAGCUCAGCCAGAGUUAGCUUAAAGUGGAAUUCUUCAAAGGUAAAGUGUAGAAUUUCUUCACCGCUGAGAUGUUGCGGACAGUGUGUUUACUUUCCUUGAAUCUAUUCAUUGAAUAUUCAAGAUAUCCUGAAAAACAGAAAAUUGUAUACUUUUUUCGGCAGGAGGAAGGAGGUCAGCUGCUAAAACUAAUUCAGUUUUAUUAUCCUAAUAGUUUACUUGUGAUUGCAGUUUAUGAUAGUCCUGUUAGCAUGGCAUGAAAUGGAGUAAUGGUUUUUAACAGUGUUAUAGAUUUUGAAGCAAACUUCUUCAAAGGUUAUUCUAAUGGCUAUAAAGACAAAUCUUUUGUGUGUGAUCUUGUGCAAAUGUGGCGGAACCUGGAUGAAAAUUGGCAUAUGCUUUUGAGCUGUUUUUUGCAAAAAAAUUCCUCUAAAUAUUUGGGACUGGCCAGAUGCUGACAAGCGUGCCCUGGGUGAAGGGGUGCUGCAGACUGGGGGGGCACUGGUCUGUAGGGAGCUGUACCAGCCAAGAGGCAAGAGUCAGAAUCAGAGGAAGCUUCAGAGCUGGAGGAAGAGGCAGACCAGGCAAGUGAAGGAGAGGGUGCCUCUCCACCCUCCCCUGUACCACAGUCUCCAAGAAACAGAAGAGAGCAGACUUGGCUUCUGUGCAGGCAGAGUGAGCGCAGCCUGUCAGGGGAAGGCGCAUCAACUGGUGGAAGGGGGCUGGUCCCCAGUUGCUGCAACAGCGCCAUAGAGUUCAGACCUAGGAAUAGCUGGCUAGCCAAUAGAGGGAUGCGCGUAGGUUUCCAGAGCUGUUAUCUUGGAUAAUAAAAAGUUAACUUUCUGCUGUGUCCUUGGCUAGGAAGCACCAUUGGCACUACAUUAGCUUUGGAGUAACCUGGUGGAAUACAUAAAAAGGUAAAGGAUCCCUGGCAAUUAAGACCAGUCGCAGGCGACUUUGGGGUUGCGGCGCUCAUUUCGCUUCACAGGCCGAGGGAGCCGGCGUUUGUCCGCAGUUUUUCCGGGUAACGUGGCCAGCAUGAUUAAGCCGCUUCUGGCUCAACGGAACACCGAAACCAGAGCAGUGCAAAGAAACGCCGUUUACCUUCCCGCUGGAGUGGUACCUAUGAAUCUACUUGCACUUUUGGGCGUGCUUUCAAACUGCUAGGUUGGCAGGAGCUGGAACCAAGCAACGGGAGCUCACCCCGUCGCAGGGAUUCAAACCGCCGACCUUCUGAUCGGCAAGCCCAAGAGGCUCAGUGAUUUAGACCACCCGCGUCCCUGGUGGAAUACAUACUCCCACAUAAAUAAUUCCAGGGCAUAACUAAAAUGACUCCUCUCACAUUUCAACAUUAAUCUUUUUUUUCCCCUUUUGUUUUUAAUCUAGUGAUUGCAUAACAUGCAAGCCGCUGAUCCCAGAGGGAGGACUCCUGCCUUCCUUCAGCCUCAGAAUGGAAGCAGCCAUAAAUCUUCUGGCUAUUUCCCAGGAAGAAUUGUCCCAUUUCGUCCUCCUCCUCCUCCAAAGAACCAAGCUUCAGCCAAAUUUACCUCUGGAAGACAGGAAGCUCGUGCAACAGUAGCCUCCUCAGCAGAUGGGCAGCGCAGUCAAGCGGAAGCGAGCAGAAAGAAAAGACACAAAAACACACUCAUCUGCUUUGCUAUGUCUAGCUUUUCAUUUUUUAUUGCACUUGGCAUUAUUUUGGGGAUAGCAUCAAAAUAUGCUCCUGAUGGUGAGUUUCCAUUUCCACUACUUAGUACCACUACUAAGUGCCAAUAGAAAAAUCCAAAUAUUUGUACUGCUGUUUUGGAAGAAGAUUGAUAGUUUUUAAAACUAGUUUUUGUAUAAUUUAUAAUUGUAUAAUUUAAAACACACAUAAUUAUUCCUCUGUUAAAGCAAAAGAAAGGGACCUUUCUCUAUUGUUGACACUAGUGACUGUGAUAAAGGCCCAUUGGCUUCAUCUGUUCUCACGUUCUGUGCUUCCACAGCAAAGUUACAUAACAUAUAGAACAGCAGUAGAGAACUAUUUGUCAGCAUCCAUAUAGUCCCGCUCAAGGUGGCAUUUUCCAGAAAAGUGUGUACCGUAUUUUUCGCUCCAUAAGACACACUUUUUCCCUCCUAAAAAGUAAGGGGAAAUGUGUGUGUGUCUUAUGGAGCGAAUGCAGGGGGGAGGCAGGCAGGAAAAGCCCCCCAAAGCUGCACACAAGCUCCAUGCGGCUCUUGCGGGCUUUUCCUCAGGAGGGAGAAGGGACUGACGCGGCCAGUCAGUCCCUUCUCCCUCCUCGUAGAAAAGCCCGCAGGAGCUGCAUGCUCCUUAAAGGGUGUGCGGCUCUUGUGGGCUUUUGCGGGAGGUGGGGGUAUUGCCAUAGCCUCACGCAGCCUCUCCCGGCUGGAGAGGUUGCGCGUGGCUAUGGCUCUUUGCUCUUUGGGGCCGGGGGGGGGGGGAAGCCGGGCUUCCCCGGCAGCCCCAAGAAGCUCGCGGAGCAGCGGGAAGGCCGCGCGCCUUUCCGCUGCUACCCGACCUGCUCUUUGGGGCUGUCGGUGGGCUUCCCCCCGCCAGCCCCAAAGAGCAGGUCGAAAGGAACUCCCGCCGUGCUCCGGAGGCUUCGGGUUGCCUUCACUGAAGCCUAGAGAGCAAGAGGGGUCGGUGCGACUGAAGGCGACUGAACACACCUUGAACGGCACAUUGUUUUAGAGGGGGAGAACAAGAGGGGGAAAAUUCUCCUCCCUCUGCGCAGUGCCUCCUGCCGCUUUGCUGAAGGGGCGCUGGGCAGAGGGGGAGAUUUUUUUUUUCUUGUUCUCCCCCUCUAAAACAAGGUGCGUCCUAUGGUUGGGUGCGUCCUAUAGAGCAAAAAAUACAGUAAAUGUCUUUCCUAGUCUCAUUACAUGAACAGUGUUUUCUGAACAAAAUACAGGACUGCAUUGUACACACUGCAGUAGCAUCAUGUCUGUCAAGAACACUGGCAGGAACAGCAAAGAACCAGAGCAGAGUUUCUCCAGGUGACAAGUAUUCUUGUGCAGCGUCAUCACAGCUGAUAUUCCUUCACGCCACGUGCCCAACGGCUAGAUGUCAUCAUGCAUUUAGGGUUGGAUUCCCAUAAUGAGCCCCUUCAGCGGAAGCCCUGCACAAGGACUUUUGCUUGCACAGCGAGACUUCCUGCCCCACCUCUUCCCCCUCUGUGCCCCACCCACACUUCCUGAGGUUGGGGGGAGAAAUCAUUCCAUCUGAACAUAAAAUUCCUCACGCAAACCAAUUAUUUAUGCAUUUAUUGCAUUUAUAGCCCAGCCUCCCAGGAGCCCAAGGUGGUGUACAUAGUUCUCGUGCCCAUUUUAUCCUCGCAACAACCCUGUGAGGUAGUUAGGCUCAGAGUGAGUGACUGGCCUAAGUCAUGCCGCGAAUUUCAUGGCUGAGUGGGAAUUUGAACCCUGGUCCUGCUCCUACACUCUAACCAUGCUUCUUAUUUGACUAACCCUGCAGUUCUUGCUUGGUGGUAAUUAAAGUAACUCCUCUCCUUAUUAGUUCUGAGAUUCACUCCUAGAAUGUAAAUCAAUUACAAUGAAGGGAGAAAGAGCUUCUAACCCAUUUGAAUCCCAUGUUUAUUUCUACGCUGUUAUUGGGCUGUUAAAAUAACUUUUAGUAUCUCUUAUGUUAACGUGAUAGAGUUGACUCCAGAGGAGAGACUGGAUUAGAAUUGUUUAAAAAAUGCACCUCCCCUCCUCUUCAAACACAUCCAAUUAUUUCUUCUUCUUUUAGCCUUCCCUUGGUCAUUUAAUGAUCCCACAGUGGGUUACAAUGUAUAAAUAAAACAGAUCCAAUCAGAGAUCCCAACCACAUAAAAAUGCAAAUGAUAACAGUAUUGCUUGCAAACCUGCACUCAGUAGGGGGCCAUAUUAAAUCAAACUCAUGCAAAAACCUUGAGCGAAGAGAUGGAGUUUAGGCAGUGCAUUUAAAACUAAGUCUCUCAUAAAAAUUACUACAGUGUCAAAUAACAUUUAUCAAGUGUUUCUGAUAACUGAAAUAGUCAACAAGAAUUGGCUAAUUACUAAAAUUCAUUAAUAUAGUUUUAACCAUUAUUAGCAUUUGCAUUGAUAAUUGGCACAGAUGGUUUGAAGAAGUGUGCUUAAGAUGAGUGAUGGGGAGAAAUUCCUAAUCUCAGAUAACUGGGAAAGGGCAAAAGGGGAGGGAUCACAAAUGCAAGAUCGCACUUCAGUAUUGCUGAGAACCAGUAGCACUACAGGUUGAUUUAUCCAUGGUCUUUGACUGGCGGGUCAUGGUCCUAUCAGAGGUUAGUCGUAACAGAAUACGACUGCCAUGCAAGUAUAGGGUGAAAGAAUGAGGAAUGAAGUUCCCAAAGCAUGUUUGGUUAAAAGUGGGUCCUUGGUCUGAAAAGGUUGAAGACUAGAGGAUUGAAAAAAAGACGGGCCUUCCAGAAUUGGCCCAAACGUCCACCUAAUAUUGUAUUCUGUUUACAGCAAUUGGUUUGUCACAAAUGACUCAUCCUCAUGUCUAAAAUUGUGUGGUUGUUUUGUUAAAACAUUUAUUUUGCAAUUUAAGCUGCUCCUGGGAAUCUCUAUAGUGAAAAGGGGGGUGUUGCAUAUUUUAAAUAAAAAGCACAGUCAUUUUAUUUCAUUUCAAACUGCAUUCAGAAGGGUUUGGGUUUUUUGGCAGGGGAACUCCACAUGGACAUGCAAGUGAGCAUAAAGAAUAAUAAGAAAUCUAUUGUAAUUAAGGGGGAAAGAGCUAAGCAAGAGAGGGAAUCCAAAGUAAUUAUGUUUUAUCAGCAUGAGCCAAAUAAGUUUAAUAGCAGGAAGCAACUCCUAAUAGUCAAGUGAAACUUACUGUAAAGCUUUCUCUAAAAGGAAACAGGAACAACAUGAGUGUAAUUUUCACAAUUUUAUUGCAUCCAAGUAAAGUAUUGUAUCAGGAAAUGUUGAAUCACUGGUAAGGAAGAAUAGAGAGAAGGGAAAUGAGUAGUUUGGCUGAAUGAGUCAGUAACUUGUUGAUAUUGUACAUGACUCAUUGCAGUACCUGGGGGCAGAAUGGAGCUAAUGGCUCCCUUUUUUCACAGAAGGGCUGAAAAGGAGGCCAUUGCAGGUUGUGAUUAAAACAAAACAGAAAAUGGGUAUCUUAAACAGUAAAAAAUGGCAAUUGGAUGAAGAUGCCCUGUAAACACUGGGACACAUGUAAAAAUGGUCUUAAUGUGGGCCAAAACGCAGAAGCUGAAGAGCAAUGGUAUUUCCUAAUGUGAAAUGUAUACCCAAAUGAAUUAUGGGAACAGCUGAACAGAGAGAAAAACUGAACAAAAACCCCAGGCAUUUUGCAUUGCCCUCUGAAACUCAAAGAGGGCAUUCUCCUUUUCAGGGGCUAUAAAAUGAAAAGGUAAGAAAGACAGCCGAGUAUUGAUUGGCUAAUGUGAAAGUGCAGAUCAUUUUACUUGAACUUCAUUCAGAUUCAGAGGAUUUUUCUUAUUCUCAUGGGUAGAAUGGGGAGCUUUUUACUGUGUCUUUAUUCAAAUCUGAUACCAACAGAGUUGGAUGAAAAUGCUUGGAGCAGGAGUUGGCUGCCUUGAUGCUUCAGUUAUAAGUGUUUCUUGCUUCUGUUGCAGAAAAUUGUCCAGAUCAGAAUCCUCGCCUUAAGAACUGGAAUCCUGGACAUGAUCGAGAAAACAAAGUUGUACUCAAACAGGGAGAUUUGUUUCGCCUCAGUGUGGAUGCUACAGUGCACUCUAUAGUGAUACAGGAUGGAGGUAUGUAAAGUGACGUCCCAGCUUCAACAUAUCUUAGGGCCAAACUGACAAGAUGAAGGAGCUGUGUUUACUUAUUCCUAUGUUUUUUCCAUUUUUUCCAUUACAAGGAAAAAGGAGUGUGUGUGUAUAGCCUAAAUUUUAGAAUGGUAUAAUAAUAUAAGCCUAGAAUACGUAAUUUUAAUAAAAUACUUUUAUAAUUACAAUGUUUUAUAUUUUAUUUAUUAUAAAGUUACAAUCACACACACACAAUUUUGCGUGUGAAUAUAAAAAGGUGUAAAGUGUUGGACUAGGACCUGGGGGACUCAGGGAUGAAGCUCGCUGGGUGACCUUGGGUGCUAGUCACUGCCUCUUGGCCUAACCUGCCUCACAGGGCAGCUGGGGGAUUUCAGUGAAGGAGAGAGAGACCCAUAUGCAUUACACUGUGAUCCUUUGGGGGGAAAGGUGGAGUCUUGAUGUCGUCAUGUGGCUGAAGGGAGCUGCACACUCCUCACUCUCCUUGGUUGUACUUGGUCACCAAGACAUUUUUCUCCUCAGACCAGUUCUCUUCUGGUAUCAGAUCUGGGCCUUCAGGAGGAGAGGGACAGGAUUCUGCUCCCCUCACAGGCAUAAACUUUCUGUUGUAAAGAAACGUCUCCAUCCCUACUUCCCCUCAUCUUUUGUUCUGAUAGUUUUGGGGAAGUGUACUAACACAUUGAAAGGAUAUUCUGGGUAAACAGUGUGAGGAAAAACUAACACUUUAUUUUUCUCAAUAUUUCUUCCUAUCUAAGGCAUUUUCUAUCGCAGCACUAUAUAAAAUAAUGUUGCACAUAAUUGGUCCAUUUUUGAAAUUGUUUUUUAGAAUAUAGCAUUUGAAAAGAUAGGGAACAAUUAACAUUGGAAUCAUGCAGUAUUUCCAAAUCUUGCAAGAUUACAUUACGAGAAGGGCAUCGUGAGUUAGCUUGUUGCUAAGGUAUUACUCGGUAAUUGUUUCAGUCAUUUCUCUUACUGAAAAUGCUAUUUGGCGUGAGGGAGAAAACAUAUGUCCCUAAAACGUAACUUGUAUUUGUUAUAUUUGUGGAUAUUAACAGAUCUCCAAGAAAUGACUAUCAUACUGCAAAUGACAUAAUUUUUUACUGUUUACAUUCAGUACAAGUUAUCUUGGAACAGGGAGCAGGCAGAGCUGAGUAACAGAGCAGCUUCAGAACAGGCAUUUGAACCCAGUCCAUCCAAAAGGAAGUUUCCUCCCAGUUUACUUCCUGUGCAGUGGAGAAAGAAACAUUCUCUUCAUAGCAGUUAACUUAGAGCAUUUGUAGGAAAAAGCAAUGGGAGAAGUUUACACUGAGCUCUGCCACCUCUCCCUCCCUUACCUGGGUUGCUCCUGUGGGGCAGGUGGGGCGCUCACUGGGGCCUCUUCGGCAGCUGCCUCACCCCAUAUCAUGGGUGGACCGCCUCUGACUUCAGAUGUUUUGGCCUACAACUCCCGUCAGCCUGUAGUCCAAAAUAUCUGGACACCUGAUUGGUGGUUUCUGUUCUAUCCAUCCUUAUCCUGCUAAAUCCUCAGAGGAAAGUAAGCACGGCCAUGUUACUUUUACAACUGUUUUCACUUAAUUUGCUUAUUCCUUUUAAUAUCCUGUAAUGGAUUUAGGGGUUGCUCGUGCGUACGUUGCCGCCACUGCUGGCGAGGUUACCUGGUUAAACCCUUUCUGACUGAACAGCCUCCAGCAUCGUGACUGUCUCAGUCGCUGGCAGAAUCCGUCAGUGGGCGUUUCUUGAACUUCUUCCAGCACAAAAGUUCUUUGACGCCAAGUCUCCUCCUACUCUCCCUGCGCGGAAGCCUUCUGCGCAGGGAGGGUGUGGGCAGCGGAGGACCCGUACUCUCUCCGCUGGUCUCCGGCGAGGAGUCUUGGAGCCUCCUCCCGAUUCCCCAUCUGCCCCCGUCUCCACUGGUGCUACGCUGAUUUCCUUCCCCAGCAGAUGGGCUGCCUCUCUCCCUACUGGGACCCUCUCCUGCAUCCCUCUGGAGCCUUCCCUCCGCCUCUAGCUCCGAUGGCAGUUCCCUGACAUAUCCUUUCCAAGUCUAUACGUCUGCAUAUCUUCCCCACCUAGCUACUUCUUUGUUAUUAUGUUGUCGUUCUGGUCUGUUUUCAACAUUUAUUACUCCUGACUUCCUUCGGUACAUUUUUUGCAGCUGUGCCAGGCAUAUCAAAUACCUGCAGAUUAAAAAUACUGCUUGGUCAUCAGUGUUUAAGAGCCUUACACAGCAAGAUUUGUUUGGUAACUGUGCAAGGGCAAGAUCCGGCUCGUAGGAUGCAGUGCAGAAUGUUUUGUUCAGCUGCUUUUGGUUCUUCGUACUUUUCCUUCCUCUGAUAACUCCUUGACAAACUGAGUUAUGCAGUUUUCCAUUUGAAAACCGCUUUGUGUAUUGAAAUAUAAUGCUCACUAAUUUUUUUAAGCUUUGUUAUUAAUGCAGUGAUUAGUGUUUUUUUCUAUACCACAGCAAAUUUUUAUUCCUCAAAAAAUAGUUGGUUAAUACUUACUUUAUCGGUUGCUUACCAAAAACAUUGUUCCCUAUAGGAUUGCUUGUCUUUGGAGAUGAUGAAAAAGGAUCCAGAAAUAUAACACUACGAACACGGUUUAUCCUGAUAAAGGAUGGUGGAGCGCUUCAUAUUGGAGCAGAGAAAUGUCGUUAUAAAUCCAAAGCAACUAUCACCUUAUAUGGCAAAAUGGAUGAAGGUGAUUAUGUGCCAACAUUUGGCAAAAAGUUUGUGGGUGUUGGCCCUGGUGGAACACUGGAAUUGCAUGGAAUUCAGAAGUUAUCAUGGACUUCUCUGUCAAAAACUCUGUAUUCUUCAGGAUUGGCCUCUGGCUCAUAUACUUUUGAAAAGGAUUUUUCCCGAGGCCUCAAUGUGAGAGUUAUUGAUCAAGACACUGCACAAGUUUUGGCAAUGGACAGAUUUGAUACUUAUGAAUCUCAGAAUGAUAGCAGGAGACUUCAGGAUUUCCUAAAAGGCCAAGAUUUUGGUCGCAUUGUUGCUAUUGCUGUGGGAGAUUCAGCCGCUAAAAACCUACUAGAUGAAACCAGAACAACAAUACAGAAUCUUCUGGGAAGUAAGCUUGUCAAAGGAUUGAGUUACAGGUAAAAAAUAAAAAAAUGUAUUCUGUGCUCUUGUGGGGAAAAAGAAACUAAUUUAAAUUUCCUUUGGAGUUCAACCUGUAUGUUCUAGCUCAUGUUUUGACUUAUGCAAAUGUAUGAAUAUGAUAGGUUGUGCUUCAGAAUAUAUCUUUGGAGGCAGCACAAGGAAGAUGGUUAGUUUAAUAUUUUAAAGUUAUAAACCCUUGUGAAUUAUAACAACGCAGCUUGGAGUUGUAACUGUGUACCCUUCCUCCCUCGAAUUAGGGUAUUUCAGUAAUAUGGCCAUGCAACACUCCAGAAUUCCAUGCAUAUAUUUUCCUUUGGGUAUUCAUCAUGCUGCACCCCUAUAUUCAAAUUUACAUUGCAUCAAAGUCUUCCCCCUCUGUUAUUUUGGUUUUCAUUGCAAGAAUUAAUACUAGCUAUACAGACAAGUGCCACAACACUGCUUCUCUUCGCUGUUUUUGAAUGUCUGUGUGCCAGUAUUUGAAACUGUAAACUUGGUACACAAAUUUUUACAAAUUUUGAUUUUAAAAUUGAGCUUAAAUAUUUAUUUUCUUACAUUUCUUCUAUCAUGGACACCAAAGCCCAUGGUCCCUGGGUGGUCACCCAUCCAGGCAUUGACCAAACCUACCUAGCCUUCAGGACAUGCUCUUUCAUAUUGGAGGUUUUGGGCCGGGGGAGAGCCAGAAGUUGCUAGUUGAAACCAUAUACAUAUUUAUUGUUGAUCGUUUGGUAUAAUAAAAGUAAAUUCUUUUAUUCAGUUCUUUGAUUUGUAUAUUUAACAACUGAUAGUAUGAAAGCAAAGCCUUUCCUUUGCACAUGAGUCAACUAGUUGUGUUGUAACUAGUGGUUAAUCCACCCCUGCAUACAUGCACUGCAAACAUGACACAUGCAUUUGUUACAUGAUACAUGUAAUGUACCUACAGUUUUCCUACAUACAAAUACUAUAUGUGCAGGAAAAUCAUCUUCUAAGAAGCAGCUAUAAGACUCACUUUGAAUUAUGUUCCUUCUGUGAAAGAUCUUGAAAGCAGGCCCAUCCUGUAAAAUUCCCUGGUGUGCUUUUACUCUGCCCUGAAAUGGCAUUUAAAAGUCAUGAGGAGAAAGAAAGGAAGGGAAGGGAUUCCAAGUAUAAUGAUGAAACAUGCUGUGAUUGGUUUACCUUCAGCUCUUGUAGUCCUGAAAUUGAUUAAAAGAAAAAUGUGGAAAGUUUAUUUCGUUUCUCUAGCUAACUUCUGUGUAAGAUUCCUCUGACUGUCCAAUUGUUUUAGAAGACAGAUAAAACCCUUUUCAUUUUUCAAAACAUUUUCUUUUAUUGUUUGCUUUAAUUUUUUUAUCUGAUAUUUCUGGAUUGUAUAAAAGGGUACUACUGCUUUAUUUCAGUGUGGAUUCAUUUCAGAUUGUUUUUAUAGUUCGUUGUAGGUGAUGACGCUUAUUAUGAAAAGACAGGGUAGAAUUGUUUGAGCCUGUGCCAGUCCAGUGUACUUGAAAUAAUAGAGGAGACAGAUUCAUCUCACUACUGUGUGCAGCCGUUCUUUCAUUUCAAGUGAGAGGUAUCUCACUCUAAUAAACUUGGUGCUAUAAUGGCGUUAGAGGAAAGGUUAAGGAGUAGAUUGCUUUCCAGUGUUGUUUCCUAAGUGAAGUGGUGAUGCAUGCUGAGCAUGAAUUAAGAAGUGGUGGAUAUUUCUGAUGGAUUAGAGAGAGAAUGUGUUGUUGCAUGGGCUCCCUAGUAGAUGUAAAUUUGACUACUACUUUAACUUGGUGUGUCUUAGCAGGCUCUUUUACUUCAGACUUGCGCUUCUUUGCCUCAUGGGGUGACUGGGCUAUUCAGAACCAGAGCUUUGGUCAUCUUUAUGUGUCACCUGAAGAUACAGUGGUGCCCCGCAAGACGAAUGCCUCGCAAGACGGAAAACUCGCUAGACGAAAGAGUUUUCCGUUUUGGAGGUGCCUCGCAAAACGAAUCUGCAAUGGGCUUGCUUCGCAAGACGAAAAUGUCUUGCGAGUUUUUUUUUUCCUUUCCCCCCUCUUUUUCUAAGUCGCUAAGCCGCUUAUCUGCUUAUCCGAUAAGCUGAUAAGCUGCUAAAAGCCGCUAAAAGCCGCUAAUAGCGCUAAUAGCGCUAAUCCGCUAAUCCCAUCAAUGGGCUUGCUUCGCAAGACGAAAAAACCGCUAGACGAAGAGACUCCCAGAACGGAUUCUUUUCGUCUUGCGAGGCACCACUGUACAGGCAUUGGAAGUUGAGCUAGGAAUUUCCUUCUCAUUCUAUUUGCCCCCCUUUUAAUUUUUUUUUAAAAAAGCAUGUUCAUCUUAGGAACUUGGCUGCUGGCUUGGUAGCUGGCUGAGUACAGGCCAGAGUUGGGCAGCUGACUUUGGCCAGAGGGAUUUGUCCCCCGGGGGCACUGCACCACAUUGGCUCUCAUAUGCUGGCUAAAAUUCUAGCCCUGUGAGGGCCUGUACUUGAUAGUUGCACCAUGUGGGUCUGGCUCCAACAACACUGAGCUUUUCCUUGCGCUUGAAAGAUACUUCCUUUCUCUUAUCUACAGCCAGAAACUUCUACUGGAUCAAACAACCUUCCAUUAUCAUGAAUGCACCAUUGGAUGCAAUGUAACCCAAUAUCUUAUAUUCUUAAAUAGAAUUGUAAGGAAGCUAUUCCAUUGAGUUGAAAUUCUUGGAUAAUUUGAAAUGCAGCAUCAGCAGACUUAUGUGCCCAGCAAAUGUAUUCUGUAGUUCAUAACCAUGUUAUAUGAAUGAUGUAACAUAGAGUGAAGACCUACUAAGAGCUACUGUUCUAGUUUCAAAUAAGAAUGCCAAUUUUAUAGCAGUUCGAAAGCACGUCAAAGUGCAAGUAGAUAAAUAGGUACUGCUCCGGUUGGAAAGUAAAUGGCGUUUCCGUGUGCUGUGCUGCUCUGGUUCGCCAGAAGCGGCUUAGUGAUGCUGGCCACAUGACCCGGAAGCUGUCUGCGGACAAACGCCGGCUCCCUCGGCCAAUAAAGCAAGAUGAGCGCCGCAACCCCAGAGUCGGUCACGACUGGACCUAAUGGUCAGGGGUCCCUUUACCUUUUUACUAUGAAGCAACUGGGUUAAAAGCACUGGUCUGGGGGGGGGGUGUAGAAAUUCUAUCUCUCCCCCCUUUCCUAACAUCUUGCCAUUCUCUAUGUUGUUAUUAAGGCUUAAUUUGUGAGUCAGAUCAUUUCAGGCACUUUGCUGUACCAGCUGCUUCUCUCCCAGUUCCAAACAGAUAUUUCAAAUGAAACCAUUGAUUCUGCGUGAAAAGUAACUCUCCCUGAAAGCUUAAGCCUUUGCUCCAACUGAGGGUGAAGACAAAAGUCCUGUCAAAAUAUGCUGGGAGCCUUGAGCCCACAUUUUCUGUCCUGAAAACUGAUGCCUUGGAAUGCAGUAAAUGUUCAUUCAAGCCAUAUCCAGUCACAUUUUAGGGAGCCUGUGUGUGUCUUUACCUUAACAUGGCCAGUUCUGCAGCUACUGACAUCCUUGGGCAGCAGCCUGCAUAGAUGCAGCGUUACCGUUCUUUCGUAAUGCUCAGUUUGUGUCUUGCUUCACACAUGCUGUCUGUGGUUCUCUAUCAAGUUCAGCUUACGAAUCUUCCUUAGCAUUCUUGUGUCUUGGCAGGGAGGGGAAGGGGUGUCCCUCAGCGAUGGAGCAUUUGCAGAAUGCCCUAGGAUAUCUAGGUAUAGGGCUGUUUGAAAGCCCUAGAGAGCCACUGCCUGUCAAUGUCAAAAAUACUGAGCUAGUCUGAUCUGAUACAAGGCAGUUUUUAAAGUUUCUAUGAGGAGCUUAUAAUGUGGAAGCUGGAGGGACCUGGAAGCUCCUUUUAAGAGACACCUUCUCUCUCUCUCUCUCUCUCUCUCUCUCUCCCUCCCUCCCUCCCUCCCUCUUCUCCCCCCCUCUCUCUGCCCCCCCUCAUUUGCAUAUGAGAUGGGGAAUGUGUGUGCUCUUAUGGUGUUUGCAGAGCAGUUCAUGGUUUUGGAGCGCAGUCUUGCAGAGCCCUCACUGCUCUGAUUUUGAAAGGGAAGCAGUCUGCUGUUGCCACUCCCUUGUCCCCUUUAAAUCCAUAACCUGCAACAUUGCAGAGGUUCAUAGUACAGUCUAUGCUUUUUCACUGUAAUGGUGUCAGCCCUGUCGGCAGGCAUCCCAGCCAAUUCAAACGAGAGUGGAUAACAUCCAUAUCUGAGGUGCCUGGACUUGCAGUUGGACUGUUAUGUUUAAAACUGGUGACUGUACAAGCUUUUCAUAAAGAACGCUGAGCUAAAAAUAUCACACAACACUUUUCUUGAGCAGUUGUGUGCUGUUUAAAUUUAGCUCUCCACUUGUGGAGGUUCUAAAUGUAAGAAUUGCUGGAAAUGUUGAUACCAGUUGGCAUGCAACUUGAAGGAAACGAAAUCCCUUGGCUGUGGUGCUGCCGAGUCAGAGCUGGCUUAGAUUAAAGCUAAUAGGAAAAUCAGGAGCAACUAGAGGCAUGAACGUAAUGCUAGGGCAGUAUAGCUUUUCAAAGCUGGAGUUAGAGAAGAGAGUCUGGAGGAGGCUCUUGGCUUGCCUACUGCUCUUGAACACGUAAUUUAUGGGGUGUCUACAAUGAGGGCUCCAUGCCAGCCUACUCAAAUGUCCAGCUGCAGCACUGGCAAUCUUUUAUCAGCAAGGCUCCAGAAAAUAUAGGCAUGGAAACGUUUUUCCAUUAUUGGUGUUCAGCAUGGACCUACCAAAGAGUUUUCUUCAAGAUGCCAAGGCACACAGUUAGUUCCACUGUGGUUCAAAAUGCCAGUCCUGUUUGCCUCUUUAUUAGUGAGGCAUAACACCCUCUCCAUCCCUACCAGUUGUUUCAACACAAUAGAAAAUGUAAUGAAUUUCACAGAGUUAGGGAUGUAAUAUCUUUUACUGUUUUAUGAUUUUCCUUUUCAUUGGAUAAUAUACAAAUAUAUGUAAUUGGUUUCCAUUUAGAGGAGAAAGUACUCCUUUCCAGACAAUUAUGGGAUUUAAUUAAAAUCUAAUAUUUCCAUCUCCCACACUGAGAGCUGGGCUUGCACUACUUUUUCACAAGCAGUUGUGAGUGGGACACAACAGUCUAUAUACAUCCUCAGGGUUUUUUGUGGGGGGAGGGAUAUGGCAAGUGUUGCAAAUUUUUGUGACUUCUGACAAGGGAUGAUAGCAAUAGUACUUACAGCCUUAUGCCCCAAAGUUAUAAAAUUCUUUCUCCUUUUUUUAAAAACGGAUUUUGAAGAAUGUUUCAGAAAACUAAGAAUAACAGUUUCUAAUACAUUUGUACAUGCUGCAUUCUUGCUACUUGUAAACACCUGCACUAAGGAAGAGUUUUGUACUUAAACAUGUAUUUUAUUUUUUCCAGGCAGGCCUGGGCUUUAGUUGGUGUAAUUGGUGAUGGAGAUUCAUCGUGUAGUGAGUCUGUGAGAAACUCUGAAAACCACAGCACGGGAGGGAAAGCUAUCGCACAAAGAGAAUUUUUUACUGUGGAUGGUCAGAAGUUUGCUGUGAGAGCUUUCAGUGAAUGGGAUGAUGGUAUGGAUAUACUUUAUUCUUCUUUUAUAAAGCAAUACAGGUAAUGCAAUAAUUGAAAACAAUCUUGUAUAGCUGGAACUACUUAACUCUGAACGCACCUUCCUUCCAUGCACCUGUGCUGCCCACUGUCUGCUGUGAUCCUGCUGGAAACCAGAAGUGUCUGUUCCAAAGCAAAAAUCCAAAAGGGAAUGUAGUUUAUAUUAUUCUGUUCAUAGAAUUGUAGAGUUGGAAGGGACCCUUAGGAUCAUCUAGUCCAACCCCCUGCAGUGCAGGGAUAUGCAGCUGCUCCAUAUGGGAAUCGAACUUACAACCUUGGCAUUAUCAGCAGUCCUGUGCUUAUAGCCAAAAUAAUAGAAUACAGCAAGAUGGAAGGAUAGAUCAACCUGCUGCCAAUAAUAAUAAUAAUAAAAGUUUAACUUAUUUGCAGAUGUUGAAUAUUAUUAUAAUUCUUUGUUUCUAUAUAUAUUGAGUUGUUGCUUUGGAAAACUGUCAGAAAUGUGCAAAAAAAAGCGUCCCAAAGCGCCAAAGUCCUGACACACUUUUUCCACACAAAAGGUGGCAAACAUAUACCAUCAGUCCUGGAAGUGUUCCAAGCUAAAUCCCUAGCACAGCUAUUAUAUGGGGCUCAGAUCUGGACUGGCACUUACCUUGUAUCUACAGAAGCUGUCCAAUCAAAGUUUAUAAGGCAAAUUAUUUCUGUGCCACCCUAUGUCCCAAACCCAUCAUUGCACUUAGAGGCCAAUCUCCCUUCGGUAGAAUUAUGGAUCUGGCGCAGGACAUUUGACUUCUGGCUUCGCCUAAAAUCCCCCCGGUCAAAUAUCGCUGUCACAAGAGUGCCUGAUCUAAAAUAGUCUAUCAAAAACUGCACAACCCCACAACAGCUACUCACUGUGGGUUAUAGUAAAGCAAACAGUCUAAUUUGUCAACGCCUAAAUGAUAUCAAUCGUCAGUACAAAUUGGCCACAAUAAGGAAAUUUUGCCCAUGGUAUGACCACUUUCCACUUUCCCACUUUGAUUCUCUGGCACCCUACCUGCAUAACCUAGCAAUUCCAAAAUACAGACACGCUUUUACCCUCGCAAGAUUGAAUGUAUUGCCCUUGGCUGUACUUGGGGGACGAUUCCAACAGAUUCCAUACAAAAAAUGCUUAUGUCACUGUGGAGAUGGCAGCACUGACUCAGUAGUGCAUGCCCUCCUGGCUUGCACUUUUUACAAAGACAUUAUGACAUUAUCACCCCUCUUUUAUUGCCCAUUCCGGGUCGCCCAACCACUUCCACAGUGUCUUUUCUCCUGGCAGAUCAAGAGGAGCAGAUGACAGCAAAGGUUGCAAGGUUUUUAGCUGGGGCAAUCAGAAUAAGGUCCACAAUUUGACUGCUGAUUCAGCAGUGUGUGUUAUAUAAUUGACUGCUUAUUUUGUUCUGUGUAUGCCACAAUGUUUUUUUGUUGCUAUGGCUGAUGGCUGACGCAAAAAAAUUUUUCAUUCAUUCAUUCUUUCAUAUGCACACUUACUGUUUAAUAAAAGGUCAACAACUUUGGGAAGCCACCCUCAAAACUAAGCUCAAGAACUUUGACCUGCCCCCAACCCCCCCAUGGGUAGAUCAGUGCCAACCCCCCCCCCCUGAGUAGAUCACAGUCUCUUGGGAGUUGAAUGUCCCUGAGAUAGAUGGUUCACUCUUUUUUCAUUGGUCUCUUCCUUUGUCUUUAGUUCCCCACCAUUCCAUUCUCCUUCCUACCUCGUUUUCAGUUUGUUUCCUCUUAAUCAGAAUUGUGUGGUUAUUGAGUCUCUAUUUAGGCUGGUGUUUUGCAGGGUGUUUACCCCUUAGGAGUCUUUUUUUAUUGUUGUUGUUUAGUCGUUUAGUCGUGUCCGACUCUUCGUGACCCCCUGGACCAGAGCACGCCAGGCACUCCUGUCUUCCACUGCCUCCCACAGUUUGGUCAAACUCAUGCUGGUAGCUUCGAGAACACUGUCCAACCAUCUCGUCCUCUGUCAUCCCCUUCUCCUUGUGCCCUCCAUCUUUCCCAACAUCAGGGUCUUUUCCAGGGAGUCUUCUCUUCUCAUGAGGUGGCCAAAGUAUUGGGGCCUCAGCUUCGGGAUCUGUCCUUCCAGUGAGCACCCAGGGCUGAUUUCCUUCAGAAUGGAUAGGCUUGAUCUUCCUGCAGUCCAUGGGACUCUCAAGAGUCUCCUCCUUUUCUACUAAAGACUUUUUGUUUUGCAUUUCUGUGAAUUUUUAAGUAAACCACAAGUCUGCUGACACCUCCCUCUGAAGCAUGGAUGGUGCAGUGUUGUCUUUGCUUCAGUAAGCAUGGGAAUAUUUUGGGGGGUGGGGGGAGUGGAUAAGGAAUCACAUGAGAGAAUAAGCAAUUGAUAAUUUCCUCUUAGCUGCUGUACAAUGCUUUUAAUCUUGUUUAUUGGUUUUAAUGUGUAAAUGUUUUGAGCAUUUGAGGAAAUGGUAUUCAUAUGUUUUUAAAAUAAAUUAAUAUGUUUUGUUUGAUUUUAUUUAUUUGUUUGUUCAAGGUGUUCCAAAGUCAGGUUUCCAGGUGGAAGCAGUGCAUGGUGUGAUACUGGAUCUGUCAGAAGAUGUUAGUACCUGGAAGCCUGAAGACCAGAUUGUUGUUGCAAGCACUGAUUAUUCUAUGUACCAGGCAGAAGAAUUCACCCUCCUUCCUUGUUCAGAAUGCAAUAGAUAUCAAAUCAAAGUUAAAGGUAUGGUGCAAGCUUUUGCUUUCCAUGUGUCUGUGGUCCUGAUGCCUAGUAUAAAUGCAGUCACAUUGACUUUCUGGCAUUGAUAAACUUUUCCAGCUGCUUAACAUUCACUGCAGUCUAAGAUCCUCAUUUGACCCUGACGUGACACAUACACACACCGUUGUACGUAUCAGCACAAAGGAAGGGAAGUUUCAUAUCUCAAGUGUAGCAUAUGUCAGUGCUAAAUUGUGUUUUGCUCUGGACGUGAUUGAAAUGCAGCUUCCCUUUUUACUGAUUAAUGUCCUAUGCGCUUUCCUUUCGCUCAGUUGUUUUGGGCUGCUCUCUUAACCACACAGGCAUUUAUCAUUCUUUACUGUGUCACUGCUCUUCCUUCCUUCAGUGUUUGUGCCAUAUCUGCAACAUUAACAGCUGGAGAUCUCUUGUAUGGAGUUAGGAGAUCAGGAUAGCAGUUCCCCUCCCUCCCUAUAUCAUUUAUUCUGUUAUCACCAGGUUGGGCAUCGCUUUCCCUUGGGUGAAGACAGAGGCAAAGUUCCGCCUUUUCUCUGUCACCCAGUAGCAUUUCUCCAUCUUCCCCAUGCAGAGGACCUACCACUUGCUUGUUGAGCUCCAUCUAGGAAAAGCAAACUGAUCUGUGCAGCUUGGAGCUGUGGUGAGACUGGGAGUUAUGGCUAGGUGAUCACGGUAGAGAUGGUUGGUGGUGUAUAUUUGGGGUUUCAAGACUUGGAUGUGGGGUGGCAGGAAGAGUUGGAACCAUCCAUACCUGGACCUUGUAAGUGUAGGGGGAAGGGAGAGGUAAUUCAAGCUAAGAGAUGCAGGUAGCAUUUGGAUACACAUUUAGCUGUGUGCAAAGGUAAAUAGCCUAAAGUUCUAGGAAGUGCUUAGAAAUUUUUAUUUCCUCUUGUGGUCUGUGCAAGUUUCAUAUGAUUUCUGAGGAUUCUCUGGGGCAAAACUUUUCUGGUGUGCCCAGCUGCCCCUUUUGCUUGAAUCAUAGAGUUGGAAGAGACCACAAGGGCCAUCGAGUCCAACCCCCUGCCAAGCAGGAAACACCAUCAGAGAACUCCUGACAUAUGGUUGUCAAGCCUCUGCUUAAAGACCCCCAAAGAAGGAAUCAUAGAAUCAUAGAGUUGGAAGAGACCACAAGGGCCAUCGAGUCCAACCCCCUGCCAAGCAGGAAACACCAUCAGAGCACUCCUGACAUAUGGUUGUCAAGCCUCUGCUUAAAGACCUCCAAAGAAGGAGACUCCACCACACUCCUUGGCAGCAAAUUCCACUGUCGAACAGCUCUUACUGUCAGGAAGUUCUUCCUAAUGUUUAGGUGGAAUCUUCUUUCUUGUAGUUUGGAUCCAUUGCUCCGUGUCCGCUUCUCUGGAGCAGCAGAAAACAACCUUUCUCCCUCCUCUAUGGGACAUCCUUUUAUAUGUUUGAACAUGGCUAUCAUAUCACCCCUUAACCUCCUCUUCUCCAGGCUAAACAUGCCCAGCUCCCUUAGCCGUUCCUCAUAAGGCAUCGUUUCCAGGCCUUUGACCAUUUUGGUUGCCCUCCUCUGGACACAUUCCAGUUUGUCAGUGUCCUUCUUGAACUGUGGUGCCCAGAACUGGACACAGUACUCCAGGUGAGGUCUGACCAGAGCAGAAUACAGUGGCACUAUUACUUCCCUUGAUCUAGAUGCUAUACUCCUAUUGAUGCAGCCCAGAAUUGCAUUGGCUUUUUAGCUGCCGCGUCACACUGUUGGCUCAUGUCAAGUUUGUGGUCAACCAAGACUCCUAGAUCCUUUUCACAUGUACUGCUCUCAAGCCAGGUGUCCCCCAUCUUGUAUUUGUGCCUCUCAUUUUUUUGCCCAAGUGCAAUACUUUACAUUUCUCCCUGUUAAAAUUCAUCUUGUUUGUUUUGGCCCAGUUCUCUAAUCUGUCAAGGUCGUUUUGAAGUGUGAUCCUGUCCUCUGGGGUGUUAGCAACCCCUCCCAGUUUGGUGUCAUCUGCAAAUUUGAUCAGGAUGCCCUUGAGUCCAUCAUCCAAGUCGUUGAUAAAGAUGUUGAAUAAGACCGGGCCCAAGACAGAACCCUGUGGCACCCCACUAGUCACUCUUCUCCAGGAUGAAGAGGAACCAUUGAUGAGCACCCUUUGGCUUCGGUCAGUCAGCCAGUUCCAAAUCCACUGAGUGGUAGCAUAGUCAAGACUGCAUUUUACCAGCUUCUUUACAAGAAUAUCAUGGGGCACCUUGUCAAAUGCCUUGCUGAAAUCAAGGUAGGCUACAUCCACUGCGUUCCCUUCAUCUACCAGGCUUGUAAUGCUGUCAAAAAACGAGAUCAGGUUAGUCUGACAUGACUUAUUUUUCAGAAAUCCAUGCUGACUAUUGGUGAUCACAGCAUUCCUUUCUAGGUGCUCACAGACUGUUUGCUUAAUGAUCUGCUCCAGAAUCUUCCCUGGUAUUGAUGUCAGACUGACUGGGCGGUAAUUAUUAGGGUCCUCUCUUUUCCCCUUUUUGAAAAUAGGGACAACAUUUGCCCUCCUCCAGUCUGCCGGGACUUCGCCUGUUCUCCAGGAAUUCUCAAAGAUGACUGCCAAUUCUCAGAGAUAACUGAAAUACAUAUCUCAGCAUCUUACUAGUGAAAUUUAAUUUCUGCUUCUCUUAAUCCUUGGGCUUCAGCAUCUGCAGAUGCUCUCUCACAUGAAUGAGGAAAGGCAAGCAAAUUACUCCCAUAUGGAAGCAGUUCUUCAGCUUUCUCUUCAUUUAAUAUCCAGUUUCCUUCAGUGUUCCAAAAAUGUGUCAAGAGCCUCAUCCCUUCCUACUUUUCAAACAUGUACAGUCUUGCUAGGUUUUGAUGGAAGAAAUAAACUUAAUUUGAGCUGUUAACAUUUGGAGGUGUACAUUAAGUUAUUUUCUUUGUUACUUUUUGUAGUUCGCAUGCUAACGAGUUUGAUUUGAAACUGCAUCUAUGCUAUGUGUGUUUAGAAAAAAAUAUGCUCCCUACAUGGUUAUGAAAGAGCUGUUGCACAGGUGGUCAAUAAAAGUUUUACAGAACUUGUAUUGCUAGACUGAAGUGCUGGCUGAACACUUUCAGAAAAGAGUAAUGUGGAACUUAAAGCUUUUAUUGAAGUGAGACCAAGAUACAUGAUAGUUUAGCUUUUUUCCCGUCUUGGUGCUUUGUUAUUGUUCUACUCUAUGCCAUGAAACCAGCCCACUUAGUAAAGAGAAUCUUCACUAUGGCAAAAGUGGAUUUGGUAAAAAUACUGGAUUCUGCUAGAUAAAAGGCCACUUUUAAACAGGAGAAGUUUGAUUUUGGGUUGUUUUUUUAAGGCAAAGUAAAGGAAUUUGUGAUAAAACAUUGAAGAGAGAGAGAAAGAUAUUAAAUAUUAUAUUUAUCUGUAAAAUUAUUCCUAACUGUAGCUAUGAGGCCUGUGAAGCCAUAUCAUAUUUUCAGCUUCUGAAGCUAUUAAAGUAGCUCAUUCACUUUCCUUGUCUAAUGUAAGUGUCCUACCUUAAAUUUUGGUGUGAAUGUUAAAACUACAGAAACUCAGCAUGAUAAAGGAUUUGGAAGAAAGUAAUUCUUGACUGCCACAUCAACUGUCAUCUCCCAUUUAUGUUUUUGGUCAUCCAUCUGUACAUGGCCAUUGUAGACCACUUUUCCUUCCAGAUAGUGCUCCUAGAAAUAAUUUGUAUGGCAAAAUCAUCUGUGAACAAAAUAAUGAACGCUUGAGUGGGCUUCAUUUUUCAAAUUUGUACAGAUCCUAGGAAGGUUUUCAUAAGAUCAAACCAUAUGUGAAAACUUCAGCAUACCUGUUCAUUUUCUUUCUGACACAUGGCAGGCAUAGCACUAGAUCACAUGAACUCCAAGGUGGGACAAGAUUCAUCUUCCACUCCAUAGCUCUGCCUUUCCAGGAAUGAAGCUUAACUGUGUUAGCAGGUUGCAUACAUUCACAACAGAUAAGAAUCAGAGACCUCCAUUUUUCACUUGCUUUGCCUUUGAACAUGAACUUCUCUUUCAAACAGAAAUCCCUCAGUUCCUUCAUAUAGGAGAAAUUGUUGAUGGAGUGGACAUGAGGGCUGAGGUCGGAGUUCUUACUCGGAACAUCUUAAUAAAGGGAGAGAUGGAAGAUUCCUGUUACACUGGCAAAGAGUGCCAGUUCUUCCAUUUUGAUACUUUUGGUGGACAUAUCCAGGUAUGGACGGGGGGGGGGGGCAUGCAUGUGGGGGUGCUAAAUUGCUUCCUGUCAUUGGCCCAGUAACUUUUGCUGAUGCAGACUUUCCAUGGUGAUUACUCCCUUCCUGUUUUGAGAUAUAAUAUUAAAGUUGCCAUAUUUCAAAAAGUAAAGACCAGGACACUCCAAAGUUGUUGAUCCAGGAGAAAGCACUGGCACGGACAGGAAUUCUGCUUUUGAAAUCCCGGUAGUGUCCAGGAAAAUCCAGACGUAUGGCAGUCCUAUUACAUGUACAAGUAAGGCUUUACACUGAAUACAACUAUGGCAGUCUUGCCUAUAGCAGGGGUAGCCAGUGUGGUGCCACUGGGGACGUGACCUGGAGCCUUACUCGUUUCAAAACUGUGCUCUGUUUAUAACUCUUCAGUGUAAUUGGAUUUCCAAUGUAAUAGUUUUGAUGCCGUUCUGUAUUGUUGUGUGUUUAUCUGGGGGGAAAGGGUGCUUUAAAUCUUGUAAAUCACUGAACUGUUGUUGAUCUGGGGGAAAAAAUGAAUUGGUAAACAAUGAGAUUAUUUUUUGUGCUCUUCCAGAUUCUGAAGAAUUUCACCUCUGUUCACCUCUCUUACGUGGAACUCAGACAAAUGGGUCAGCAGGUCCAUGGAGCUUACCCUGUUCACUUCCACCGCUGUGAAGAUGUGGACGAGAAAGGAGGGUACAACUACAGGACUUAUGUAGAAGGCCUCUCAAUUCAUCACUGCUUCUCUAGAUGUGUGACUGUUCAUGCAACAAAUGGCUUGCUGGUAAUAGCAGUGCUCCUUUGCCUUCCCCUCUACUUCAAACUUCCUCUGUUACUGACCUCUUUGGAUCAUGCCAUGCUAACCAUGGUUAGUUGCAAACUUCUAUUUGCAACUGUGGUUAGAAAUGGUGUUGCCAGUGGUGCAGGCAUAACACGAAUCAAGGUUACAGCUGCAAAGGGAAGGGAGGAGAGUCUCUGGGGCACUCAGGAUCACAUGGCCAUGGUUAGGAGAUCGGGCAGUAUUUCAUCUGCACAAAUCUCUGGAUGUGGGUUUUUGGAUUUAUUACUGUGCUUAUCUCUUUCAGUCCCUAUGGAUAUUAGCGUUUGUGAGGAGGUUUCGUCCUAACUGUAGGAUCUGAUAAAGAUGAAUUGAGCAGUUUGUAAUUGUUUCCUUUUCUUCAGCAAAGAGGAUGCACAGGUGUAUGGAAGACACAUCAUCGCUUGGCCUAAGUGUCAGCAUCAUCUAGAAGCUUUUUAAAUUUGAUUGACUGGUCUUAAGUUUUGAUGAUAACACUAAGAUCCACUUCAGUGUUCUUGGCCCUGGGAACCUGGAAUCAUGAGAUUGCCUUUCCAUGUUAUCAAUUGCUUGUAUGAAGUGUUGGCUAGAUGAUUGGAUCAAGUGCUAACCAUGUCAUGGAAAUAAUAUUGGGGAGUGGGACAGGGCUUUCCUAGCACAUCAACCGAAUAACAUGCCACUGGCUUAUGUGUCCCUAUGAAUACAUGUGAAAAUAGGGUUUAAUGUUUUCAUAAGUUUUUGUUUUGUUUUGGGAGUAUGCUAGAAUAUUUUUUUAUAAUUUUUGAAAUCUGCAUUUUGCUCCUGAACCUCAUGAUUAUUGUCAGCUAUCUAUCAACACAUCUGGAUAAAGUGAUGUAUGAGACAUAAUAUAUAAACAUAUCUGGCAAGAAUUUGAAGCCUACGUUCAUCCUAAAGUUCUGCAUUUGUGGGCAGAAAAAGUGUGUGGUUCAUUAUUCUGAUUUAACUAUUACAUUGCUAACAGUGAAGUGUCUGUCCUACUGCAGCUGUGUCAAAAUAGUGAAGAUGUAAUGCAGUUCUCAAUAUAGGCUUUUGGGAAUGACAUAAACUUUUAUUUCUGCAGAUAAAAGACACCAUUGGAUAUGACACACUAGGUCAUUGUUUUUUCCUGGAGGAUGGCAUUGAGCAGAGGAAUACACUGUAUCAUAACUUAGGGCUAGUCACCAAACCAGGCACACUCCUUCCUACUGACAGGAACAGCACAAUGUGCAUGGCCAUGAAGGAUCAUGUCUAUGGAGCCUAUGAGCCAGUUCCAACCACAGACUGCAUGUGAGUGACUGGCUAAAUGAUUGGGGGUGGGGGUGGGACUGGAAUUUCAGGUGCUGAUUAUUUGAUUGGUAUUCUAUACAGAGGUAACUUCUUUUCAAUAAACUACCCACAGUCUGUGUACGUGGCUUCAGUGCUGAUAUGUUGAAGGAGGCACUGUUGUACAGUGGCUAGCUCUCUAUGCUGAGCCAUUGAAGACUUGGAUUCAAAUCAGUGCUGAGCAGUGUAAUUCAUCAGGCAACUUUAGGCUAGCCAAAGAGAUUGAUUUGACAGGUUUGUUGAAAUAUGAGCUUAGCUGAAUAUAUAUUGCAUCAUUUAGCCUGUCUGAAGUCCGUGGAAUGCAGCAGGAAAGACUUAGUGGCUUGGAUCCAGAGCUGCCAUGCUACAAUUCUCAGGGCUCUCUUCCAUUCACAGAAUGGCUUUAAUCCAGUGAAGGUUUCCACCGGUGGAAAGGAAGGUGAUUUUCGUUGAUUUCCCUUUUCCCUUGUAGCCAUUUCCCAUGCUGCUCCAGAGGGUCCCCCACUCUCCAGAGCACAUUUGGAGAAACAUUGGGGAGAAUUGGUGAAAAUCAUUCUCCUCUACCUUUUCCCACCAGCAGGUGCAUCCUGUGAGAGACAUUCCACUCCUGAGAUCUCAAGAUCCAAGCCAAAUAUUCCUGUUUUAGGAAACAAAAUGCAUAGCGUUCCAAACGACAAAAGGCUAUUAAUGAAGAGAUUGUGUUAGAUACGUCCUCUCUUCCACAGUUGAUUCAGAUAGUAUGUGAUUUUACUUCAGGGCCUUAAGUUUCAGUAUAGGAAAGCUAUAUUUGAAUUGUUUAUCUAUUCUUUUAAGCAUUGUUGCUCAAUCUGCAGAGAUCCCCCACCUCAGUAAAAAUGAGCGUUGCUUAAAUUUGCAAGUUUACGCUCUUACUGGGAGCCAGUGUGGUGUAGUGGUUAAGAGCGGUAGUCUCGUAAUCUGGGGAACCGGGUUCGCUUCCCCGCUCCUCCACCUGCAGCUGCUGGGUGACCUUGGGCCAGUCACACUUCUUUGAAGUCUCUCAGCCCCACUCACCUCACAGAGUGUUUGUUGUGGGAGAGGAAGGGAAAGGAGAAGGUUAGCCGCUUUGAGACUCCCAAGGGUAGUGAUAAAGCGGGAUAUCAAAUCCAAACUCUUCUUCUUCUUCUUCUACUGUGAGACAUAUGAGUAUCUGUAGGACCUGCUGCUUACACUCUUUCCAUUUGUGUCACUUUGCAGGGCUGUUUCCACAUUUUGGAUUGCUCAUCCCAACAAUCACCUUAUAAAUAAUGUGGCUGCUGGCUCUCAGGUGAGGCUCUUGGAGCACUGGGUUAACUAAUUCUACAAAAUGGAAGCAUACUGGAAGCAUAUAACGUUCAUUCAUCUCCCUGUUUUCUUAUCAUAAUGUCCUCAUUUUUAUAUUUAAUAUGCAUAAAUGAUGCACUGUUCAGAAAAGCUCAUAAAACCUAUAUUAUAAAUCACGGGUUGGAUUUGAACUAAGUUAGUUGAACCCAAUUAGUUUCAGUGGUAAUUAACAGGGCGGUCCUAACCCAUGUCUUAUUAAAUUCAGUGGGGUAUACUUCUAGGUAAUUGGGAUUAAGUUUGCAGCCUAAAUUCAGGGAAUUUAGCCUGGAUCCAUUUCCAUGUAUUUUGCUGAAUAAUAUUUUUCACUUUGCAGACCUUUUUCUUCAUGUACAAAGAUGUUUAAAGAAGAUUUGCUUUUAUCUUUUACACGCCAGUAAAACUGUGUUACUUCAAAUGCACUGAAAAAUCUCCCUAUUCCAAAGAAAAAAGUUACUUUUUGCAAAUUAAAGGUUGUUAAUUUAAGCAUAAAUCUCUGUGGUCUAACUGGUUGGAUGUCUUUUUAUUUUUAAUGGUAGCUUAGUUUUAGGGUGCUGAGACCUAAAUUGGUUAGAUUUUAUUUGAAAACUCAUUUGACUCAAUAUUUUACUUACACAGGUAGAGUGCCGUACUAUUCACUAUGCAGUAAGAAACAAUGAAAUUUACAUUUUCUGUUCUUACGGUAUUCGUUAGUGGGCUGGAGAUUAGGGCCUAAGACUAAUCUUAACUCAGAAAGAGUCCCAUUGAAUCCAUUGGAGCCUACAGAGAAGGGUUUAUGGGGAGUUAGGGGAGGGAUAGUACCUCUGGUUGUGCUCCUUCUGGGGUAGUUGGUCCACUUUGUACGCCGCCUUCUGGCAGCUCCUGCAGCGAAGCUGGUGUCCAAUGCCUUGCUCUGCUUUCCUUUGGACUGCAUCAGUGAGGCUGAGAGGGGUCUUGGCAUCUGGGCAGCCCUGGACCUCCAGACACACUGCCCAGGCUUGUGUCCCAGGAAGGCCACUUCAGUGCUGCUAAUGGAGCAGUGUGACUUCACCCCCAGAGGAACACUCCAUUGUAUCCCAAGGCAAGCAGAUGCCCACAGCUUUCAAGUAGGGGUAGGAGUGCAGCCUUAAAUGUAAUGAGAAAUGUAAAGUGUAUCAAGGAAAAGGAAUAACACUUGUGUAUUAGAAUUCAGAAUAAAGAUGAUUGUGGUGAUAACUGCAUUUUCCUUUAAAAGAAAAGAGUAUUUAUGAGUUACUAUCAAACUAGAUAAUAAGUUGGGAGUCCCAGUAGUGGUAAUGUUUGUUUGGUAUAUGAGUUAAAAAGCAGAAGCUGUCCUUUAUUGUCUGUCAGUUUAAAGACAGUUUGAAGGGUUGAAUCAGAAUUCAGGAUGAAAAGACCAGAUGUGAAGAGCUUAUGCAUGAACCAAGAGCGAGUGCUUACAUGCAUGGGAGUUCAUAGGUUAGUGGGGAGCACUGAAAAUUUGGGUUGUAUGUUAAGUCAAGCUUAACUAUUUUGACAUUUUGAGGUGUAAAAUAUAUGGGGAAAUCCAGGGAAGAUUUGAAAUUGAUGAAUAAAUAUUGUGAAGGUUUCAAAGAAGCUAGAGCUUUGCCCAGGGCGUUCUCUGCUGGGAAUUUUCCAGGCUGGGUCUUAGGGGUACAGAUAGUGUUUUCCACUCAGGCUGCAAGGCGACCCUGGAGAAUCACCAUGGAGACCUUUUGCAGCCACUCUUAGAGCUGCACUGCUAGUUCUGGUUGUUGUUUUUUGCAGUGGCCUCUUUGCACCCCAUGGUUAUGGGUGCUUUUCUGUCCCCAGACUCUGUGCCUGCAAAUGGAAAUGAUUUCUGCACAGCCUCCUGGGCUGCAAAUGACAAAGAGAUUCAUGCAGCCCAGGAAAAGUGUCUCUCACAUGUGCAGCCAAGAAGGCUUCACCCUCAGGGAAGGAGGGGAAAGAACUGGGCAGCUUGGUGGUUUAAUUCAAGCAGACCACUGAGAGGGCUUCAGUGUGUGUGUGUGUGUGUGUAUGGGGGGUGGUGGUGUUGUUGUUGCUUGCUUGCAUGCUUGUUUACUUGAUUGUUUGACUUGACUGGUUCACCAUGCAAACCUUCACUUGCCUCAACUUGGACUGGACAAGGAGACAUACUGCAAGGGCCAGGGAAUUUUUUGUUUGAUCCUGUGCUGCAGAAGGAAAAAGCUUUCUGGAUCUACUUUCCUCUGAAGGAGAAAACCUGUCAACAAUCCUUUAAGAACUGAAUAUUUUUUUAAAAUAUUAUUGCUUUCCUUGGCAACCCCAGGAAGAACAGUAGGAAAUGAAUUUUGUAACAACAGCAUGAUAUGAAUGAUAUAAAAGUAGUUAUUGUUAAUGUUUUAAGAUAAGACCAUGAGAAGAGCCCUGCUGAGUCCUGCUUGUCCAACUUAGUGCAGCAGGAGUUUGUUGAAUUAGGGGCCAUCCCCGUAUCCUGGGGUCGGCAUUCAACAAAGUGCUGUGUGAAGAAUUAAUUCUUUUUGUCUGUCUUAAUUAUUUCUCUUGUUGGAACAGAAAGACCCCUCUCUCUACAUCCUGUACAAUUCUAUAAAGCUUUUAUAAUGUUCCUCCUUACUCACCUUUUUUUCUAAACCUGAAAACCUUGAUAGUUGUCACUUUCUGUAAAGGGAAGGUGAUUCAGCCCCCUCAUCAUUUUUGCUGCCUCUUUCUGCACUUCCCCAGCUCUUCAUGGUGGUUCUUGAGGGGUAGUUAACAGAACUUUAAGCUGUAUUCCAGGUGUGUGUAAAAGUAUUACUAUACUAACUUUUUUAAAAAAUCAAUCUCUGGCAUGGAAUUCAAUUUACUCAGUGAGCAACAGCUUAAGAGAACAUUUUUACUGAGCUAUUCACCACAUUCGUAAGAGUUUUCUUAGAGAGUAAUCACCAGUUGACACCCCAUCAAUGUGAAGUUGGGGGGGGGUGUCCCAAUGUUCAACACUUGCUAUUUUGUUGCCCAUUCACCUAUUUUGGAGAGAUACUUUUUGAACUCAUUGCUCUAUAUUUUGGUUUUUACUACCCUAAAUAAUUUGCUAGCAUCUGUAGCUUGGGUCCCCUUGUUGCUCACCCCUAAUGCCAGAAAAUUUAUGAACAAGUUUAAAAACACUCACCAGUCCUUGGAGGACUGUAAUUAGCUGGGAGUAAGAAGCAUAAUGUGCUUUCUAGGAUUAGAAAGCGCAUUAUGUAGUAGUAAUUAUGAUUGUGUUGCCGUGUUCCUAUCCAAACGGAUCCAUGACUAAGUUUAUUUAUCACCUCUUGUUUCCAGGAUGCUGGCAUAUGGUACAUAUUUCACAAAGUGCCUACGGGAGAGUCUCAUGGGUUGUUUCCUGAAACCAAAGCUGAACUAACACCACUAGGAAUUUUCUAUAACAACAAGGUGCACUCCAACUUUAAGGUAAAUAAUUCUUCAAAUGAACUGAAGAAUUAUGUAUGAUUUCUAGUCUAAAGUACCGUAUUUUUCUCUCUAUAAGGCGCACCUGACCAUAAGGGGCACCUAGUUUUUAGAGGAGGAAAACAAGAAAAAAAAAUAUUCUGAAUCAAAUGUUGUUGGAGAGGAGUUUUAAGUGGGGAGGGAAGAAAAAACACUGAAGGGACAAGGAGCAUGCGUGGGGCGUGUGGAGAAGGAGGUGGCUAACGAUGCAGGAGAGGGGUUUAAGGGGAGGGAGGAAAAGAAGGCAAAAGUUUUCUUCCCCCCCCCGUCCAAGUUAGCCCCUCCCCUCUCUCCCUCACCUGCAUGUUUUCUGGCUGCCUGCGCGUCCAUGGCAUGCUUCCCUGGACGCAGCACCGGAGAGGAGGAAGCGGGGGCAGCUGUCGUUUGCGCUCCUAGCCGCUGGAAGCUGAGCCGGGUGGGCUGCAGCCUGCGCGCAGUGUGGCUAGGAAGGAAUUAGCAGGAAGGACGCGAUCCUUUCCCCUCUGCUUGCCGCGAAGGCAGGGGGUUUCCCUGCUCUUUGUUGUGUUUGUCUGCCACCAGUCUCUUUCCUUAGCAUGUCUGCUUACUGCGAGGUGAUGCUGCCACAGCUGGCGCUGAGCAACGGAAGGGAAAAGGAUCAUGUCCGCCUGCUAAUUCCUUCCUAGCCGCCGUCACCUCGCAGCAAGUAGACGUGCUGAGCAAGGGGAAUGGGCCAUCACUGGCCCGAUCCAAGCAAACACAGCAACCGAAAACACAAGAGGGUGGGCAGUAAGACCCUGAGGGAGAGGGCAGGAAAGGAAUUCACUGUAGCUGUGUGCUCCGUGCCAGAAAGGGACAAGAGCAAAAGGCGGGGAGCAGCGGCUGACUUUAACCGCCCAGGUAAACUGUACGCGGCGGGGAGCGCAAAACAAAAUAGGAGUGGCAAUUGAAUCCUUAGGAAGGCGCUACAAUAAUUAGGCAAGGGGAACAGGGCUGAUGAACAAACGGUAGCCUUGGGAUGCCGUACAGAUGGAGAGGCUCCACACACAAGGACACUCAAAACGCCCUCUUUAACCACACGCUCUCCCGUGCAGCAACACAACUCACACUCCUCCACACACACACCAAAAUAUUCCCAAUACAGGAACCCCAGCAGCCUCCUCAUGCAGCCUUCCCUCCUCCGUGACACACGAUCCGAUUUUCGCCCCUGCACUCUGGCGAUUCAGCUCCAGGGACCACACAUUCGCUCCAUAAGACGCCCAGACAUUUCCCCUUACUUUUUAGGAGGAAAAAAGUGCAUCUUAUGGAGCGAAAAAUACGGUAAUUGCAAAUGAUGAUGAUGAUGAUGAUGAAUAUCAUUUACCGUACUUUUCCAUGUAUAACAUGCCCUUGUGUAUAACACACACACCCUGCCAAUUUUGCGGGACUCAAAAUUAAGAAAAGGGGGGAUUCCCCAAGUUCUUGAGCUUUUUGGGGGGCAUAGUUGUUGGGCUUUUUUAUGUGGAAAUGCAAAAAGUCACUCACCCGCCAGACUGACAAAGCAACCUAUCCUCUUUCCCAUCACUGAAAAAGCCAAUUGCCGCAGCGACAGCCAAUCAACAACAGCCCUUUCAGCAGCCACCAAUAACAAUCUCCCAUGCCCCAUAAUGCACUACCCAUGUAUAAGAAGACCCCUAAUUUUGAACAUGAUUUUUAAAUUUUAAAAAAUAGGCUUAUACAUGGAAAAGUACAGUAAUUUUUUACGUUUCUGUAGUGCCCUUCAUCUGAGGAUCACAGGGUGGUUUACAAUAUAAAAACACAAAAAUGCAUACCUUAGUAACAAACAAAACCAAUCACCUCCUCCCUGAUGCCCUCUCCCCAAAUUGCAGACAGACCCAUCUUUUCUCAGGAUUCGUGGCCAGAUAGACAUUCUGAGCAUCUCCAAAGAGCCCAGCAAAAUCAUACUACUUGACUACAUUCAGAAAUUGACUAUGACGAAUUGCCUCAUUGGAAUGAACUUGACAUUGCCAUAAUUUUUCAUAUUCUUGUCAUCUUUCCAAUUGGUUUUUGAUGUCGUUCCAACAUUUUCUUGGUGUUCUUCCAACACCAGCCAAGCCAAAGGAAAGGCUUCAUGUUAUUGUGGACAUGCUAAGUAGGUUCUGCAAAUAGAAAGAAUGCAUGCUGACAUUUUCCAGUUCAUUGUCCUCGAGUCCUAGAAUUUUAGCUGAAAACACAUUCCAAGUCUUAGGUGUGGUAACACGAACUCUUCACUUCCGUGAGAUGGCUGUUUGAGAAGAAGGCGGCAUUUUACUGGCUAUGACCUAGGAUAGUAUAGUGGGUGGAAUAUUCUGAAAUGUUCAGUUUCUAAUGCAGGAGACAAGACUCUCCUGAUUUCUUUCAGUCUGUGAAAGCUUCAAGAAUAUGUUCCUAGGCACUUUUUCCUUCUCAUAUUAGCUGUUGUAAUUAAGAACUGCAAGACUAUAAACACCAUACUGGUUAUAAAGUUAUUUGUAUCUUUUUAUUAUUUCAGGCUGGAUUGUUCAUUGAUAAAGGUGUGAAAACUACCAAUGCAAGUGCUGAUGAUAAAAGGGAGUAUCUGUCUUUGGACAAUAACGCAAGGUAGAACAUACUGUGUGGAAGGAAGUGAUUGAGGAUUAAAUACAGGAGUGUUAUUUUUGUUGUCCAGAAUUUGCAAACCCUAGCUUAAUGCACAUGGAAUGUCUUAAUGUAGUUGUGCACAUGUUUUGGCUGCUGAAUCCACAAUUUUUGCAGCCUUAUUAAUCAUCUGGAUAGUGAAACACUUCCAGUUGUCACUCCCCCACCCCCCAAAGGCUACCACUGAAGUGCAAGCAUGUUGUUGCUACCUCACUGUUUCAUUCAGUUCUGCCUGUUCCUCUUUGUUGAAUUGCGGUCCAUGGGCACACUUACUAUUGGGGUGUAUAGAGAAGGGUUGGUCAGUCUCCCAGUUACCAUUACCACUGCUCUACGUGUGCACUGCCCUCUGCGUAGAUAGAAGCAUUCCAAACACCACUGGAUUUUGUGUUCUAGAAUUAGGUAGCCAUUAAGUACUUGCAGCAUUUUUCUUACCUUUUUCCACACUCUCAUAAAUAAAAGGGAGGAAAGCUUCAGCAAUAAAUUCCCUCCAGGACUGAAGCAUCUGCAUCUGUGGGUAUGUUGUCCUUUUCCAGUAUGAGAUUACUGGGGAUUGCUUUAUGCUAUGGAAAUUAGGUUUUGCUUAGUGACAAAGACCCUUGGAGUUCAAAAGUAAAACCUGUUUCUUUUUUGCAGUAUGCAUGUGUGCUUGAGCUGAUUUUUUGUAAACAUUUGUGUGAGGUGCUGUCGUUUUUAUACUGAUGCACGCAGACUUGCAGGUGUGCAGGUCCAUUCACAUCCCCUCCCUUCUUUUUCAAGGUUUCGACCACAUCAAGAUGCAGAUCCUGCAAAGCCCCGAGUUGCUGCUCUCAUAGACAGGCUAAUAGCUUAUAAAAAUAAUGACCAUGGAGCUUGGGUCAGAGGAGGGGAAAUCAUUAUUCAGAACUCUGGGUAGGUUGCCCUUCAGCAAAUACCUACACAUUGUUAAAGUAAAUAAAACAGCUAUCUUGAACAGACUUGCACAAGGUGACUGUACAGGUAAAACUUUGUCCUGCCAAUUUCUGGAAAUGUAAACUAUCGUCAUUUUCACCUAUCUGGAUUGGGGCUUUAGGUUUAGGUUAUUGGUGUUUUUCCUGAAAUAAUUGGUUGUUUUUUCUCUUCUAGCUUUGCUGACAAUGGAAUAGGCUUAACCUUUGCCAGGUUAGUGCUGUUUCAUUUUUACUACUUCUGUAUUAGUCUGUCUCCUUUGAAGUUUUAAAUUUCAAAUCAGAAAACAGAUCCUAACAAGUCUGUGCCUAAGUUAUUGUUGGACUCCAGGUCAGAGGCAACGCUGCCCUGCUGGCUUUCACAGAUAGCUUCAGUAGUUUUUAGCUGCUGUGUUGCACAGGUAGAGAAUAUUCUGUUCAGGUUCUUAAAUAAGCAAGGUUGUAGUUGAAAGUAUUAUUAUUAUUAUUAUUAUUAUUUUAUUUGUAGUGAUGGAAGCUUCCCAAGUGAUGAAGGCUCCAGCCAGGAUGUAUCAGACUCUCUGUUUGUUGGUGAAAGCAAUAAUUAUGGCAAUUCAGGCGGCCAAAACAAAUACUGGGGCACUGGAGGAAUAAACAAUAAAAAUCGUACUUUGCCUAGAAACCGGUAAGCAUACAGUGCCUGAAACAGAGUGACCUUUCCGGGGCGCAGCUCUCGUUACCCUCCCUGUGAGAAACUCUGCAGAUAUCUUACUAUAAAUCUCUGACUUGGAGUUGGGUUUCUCCAGCUCUUCUCUUUUUAUGUUUGGCCCAUGCCAGCUCCCCUUGCAGUCUUAGUAACACAGGCCCGCCAUCCUGUCCAAGCACAUUCAUGUCUUGAGAGAGCCUUCUGGAUCCCAUCUUCUUCCCAUUGACUUGCUCCUGAACCUUCUUGCUAGAGCCGACAUGCGCUUACGCACUGGGACAUUCAUGUGGGCAGGCCUCCAAGUAAUGCUCUUUUAAAUUACCUUUUGUGUUUCACAACUCCUGCAGUUUUUCUUACACAGUGUUUGCAUUUCUGUUAAAGGAGAUGAAAGAGCUCUAGUGACCUUUUAGGGAAAACGUUUGUUCAGCUUUGGGAAUGCCAAUUUGACUCCACUUCGCAUUCCUGUCAGUAAGAGAGUCUGGAUCUCUUGCUGACCUUGCAGGAGACCUGCUUGCUUAAAAAAAGAAUAUUUGCUGUCUCCUAGAAUGAUAGCUUCAUGUCAAGGUGCAAGUAGAACCACAUACACGAGAGAGUUGAUGUGGAGGGAGUCAGUUUAAGUCUGCUAGCAGCCGUCAGUGGCGUUGGACAAUGAGCAUUUGUGACCAGUUUCCUGAAGCUGCUUGCAAAUAAAGUCCUUUGGAGGUUUGGGCACUCUAAUUAACAGUAUUAACAGGUUUUAGGCUUACCAUGCUAGUCUGAAUGAUAGGCUAGAAAUGAGCAAGAUCAAAGUGCAAAAGUUGGACUAUUGCACAAAAUCUACCUGCUAAUUGGUACCUCUUCAAUACUUUCCUCCACUUUCCUAUUUAACCAGCUGCAGGGGAUUCAGCUGUCUGCAGAUGCCCUUAGGAUAAUUAGAGUAGAAAGAAUAAGGUUAGAGUUCAUAAAUUCCUCUAUUUAAAUAAGGAUCAUUAGAGAUACACUCACUUUAAAAAAAGGCUGAGUGCUGAGCCCUUGAGAUAGAGUAGAAAUAGGACUUAUAUUAAUUGGGUGUGGAUAUGGCCAGAAUAAACAUGCAUUGCUUGCAAUUAGAAUCUAAAAAAACCACAAAUGCUGUCUCAGCAUUGCAUUAAAUUCAAAAAAUUGCUAUAAUUUUAAGGCUAUGUUAGUAUCUUUUAGCCAUGAAUAUUUUAUAUAUACAGCUUAAUCCUAUGCAUGUUUACUCAGAAGUAACUCUCACUGUGUUGGGUGGAGCUUACAUCCUUGUAAGUGCCAUGGAUAUUGUCUGCCUAGUCCAUAUCUAAGUAAAGAAGUGUACUUGGCUGCUGCAGGCAAAAAGGGGUCUCUAAAUAUGUACCUAUCUACUUUUAACAGGACGUAUCCCAUCAGAGGCUUUCAGAUUUACGAUGGACCUAUACGUCUCUCCAAGUGCACAUUCAACAAUUUUGUGCCAACUCCAGAUAGAUUCACUAGUGCAAUUGGGUUCCUAAUGAAAAACACCUGGCAAAUUACCCCCCAAAACAAUAUUUCUCUUGUGAAGUUUGGUGAACAGGUAAAUUUUCAGAUUGAAGCUGUUUUUCCCAAAUGGGUAAAGGAUGACUGAGCAAUGUUUGGUGGAAAUGCAGGGUACAACAAACAAAUAUUUAUUGAUAAAAGAUUAUUGCCAUAAAAUUAAUGUUGCUCUUGUCUUUUAAGGUUUCUCUGAAAGUCUUUUUUGGUAAACCUGGGCCUUGGUUUGAAGAGGCUGAUCUGGAUGGCGACAAGAACUCAAUAUUUCAUGAUGUUGAUGGAUCUGUGACUGGCUACAAGGACACCUAUGUUGGCAGAAUGGAUAACUACCUGAUUCGACAUCCUGACUGUGUUAAUCUCACCAGGUGGAAUGGUGUGCUCUGCAGUGGGACCUUUGCUCAGGUUAAAGAGAGGCCAUUGUUAAUAUGCAUAAAACUUGAGUAGCUGAUGUUACUGUUUACCCAUUUCUUCCAAUUUUUAUAAAAGUUAUAGUAGAAUUCUUUAUGUCAAGGGAUGGGCAGUCUCUCCCCCCCCCCCUUUGUCUUUGUAUACUGUCUUAGUUUCAUGAUGUUAGCUGCCCUGAGCCCGGCUCCGGCUGGGGAGGGGAGGGUACAAAUAAAAAGAUUGAUUGAUUGAUUGAUUGAUUGAGUUGUCUGUCUGUCUGUCAGAGAGGUGGGCCAGACCAGAAGCAAAAGUGGCUGAGGGCUGUGUCCCCUGUUUCUGUCUCUCUUUCUGCCCCUGCCCUUUCCCUUCUUUUCCUUUUGUUGCUUAUAUGUGCAUUAAAUUAGACCAAGGGUCACAUGACAUCAGACUGAGGGCAGCCUGUGGUACUUGGGCCCCAGCUUGUCAUUUCUGAUUUACAUCCUUAUUUAUAUUCAAAGCUCAGCCUACUGAAUGGGUUCUCUCUUUCACACUCAUAUACCAUCUCCCUGCUCCCAAAUUGUCCGCUAUUUUUAAAACAGUGAAUAGGAAGAGGGCAAACACUUUCAUCAAAUGCAGGAUUAGAUGUAUGAAGACAGAACCAGCACUCACAGAGAAAAAAGACUUCCUUUAUCAUAUUUGCACAGCUUAGAGGCGGGAACCUCAGAACUCCAUUCUCUGUUAUCAUUUCACACAAAUACUGAAAAAGGCAUUGGGCAAGUCACUUUAUUUUAUUUUUUUACUUUAGCUCUUGGUCUGUGUAAAGUACUUCCUUUAUUAAAAAAAAACUGUAGAACUACUAUGGUUCCAUAUAAAGAGUACAGUGUUGUUGUUUAGUCAUUUAGUCGUGUCCGACUCUUCAUGACCCCAUGAACCAGAGCAUGCCAGGCACUCCUGUCUUCCACUGCCUUCCACUCCCUUCUCCUUGUGCCCUCCAUCUUUCCCAACAUCAGGGUCUUUUCCAGGGACUCCUCUCUUCUCAUGAGGUGGCCAAAGUAUUGGAGCCUCAGCUUCAGCUUCACAAUCUGUCCUUCCAGUGAGCACUUAGGGCUGAUUUCCUUAAGAAUGGAUAGGUUUGAUCUUCUUGCAGUCCAUGGGACUCUCAAGAGUCUCCUCCAGCACCAUAAUUCAAAAGCAUCAAUUCUUUGGCGAUCAGCCUUCUUUAUGGUCCAGCUCUCACUUUCAUACAUCACUACUGGGAAAACCAUAGCUUUAACUAUAUGGACCUUUGUUGGCAAGGUGAUGUCUCUGCUUUUUAAGAUGCUGUCUAGGUUUGUCAUUGCUUUUCUCCCAAGAAGCAGGCAUCUUUUAAUUUCAUGGCUGCUCUCACCAUCUGCAGUAAAAUCUCUCACUGCCUCCAUUUCUUCCCCUUCUCUUUGCCAGGAGGUUAUGGGACCAGUGGCCAUGAUCUUAGUUUUUUUGAUGUUGAGCUUCAGACCAUAUUUUGCGCUCUCCUCUUUCACCCUCAUUAAAAGGUUCUUUAAUUCCUCCUCACUUUCUGCCAUCAAGGUUGUGUCAUCUGCAUAUCUGAGGUUGUUGAUAUUUCUUCCGGCAAUCUUAAUUCCGGCUUGGGAUUCAUCCAGCCCAGCCUUUCGCAUGAUGAAUUCUGCAUAUAAGUUAAAUAAGCAGGAGACAAUAUACAGCCUUGUCGUACUCCUUUCCCAAUUUUGAACCAAUCAGUUGUUCCAUAUCCAGUUCUAACUGUAGCUUCUUGUCCCACAUAGAGAUUUCUCAGGAGACAGAUGAGGUGAUCAGGCACUCCCAUUUCUUUAAGAACUUGCCAUAGUUUGCUGUGGUCGACACAGUCAAAGGCUUUUGCAUAGUCAAUGAAACAGAAGUAGAUGUCUUCCCCCCAAUUCCUGGAAGAGGUUUUGUUUCUACCUGCUCUGUCCAGGCAGUCAUGUCUUGGGGGAUCCAGCAAGUCUCCUUCCUCUCUCCUAUGUGGCCCCUUUCUCCACUUCCUAUUUAACACUAGCCAUAACUUGUCAUCAUAUCAAAAUUUUAUUACUAUUAUUGAAGGGGAUGGUGUAACAGCGGCCAAUGCCACCAAACGAUGGUUUCUGAUCUUGGUUUCCAACUGAGGUCUCGUAUGAGCAGAGGGACUUUAUCAAAACUUUCCAUUAAGUAUGUCAUGUAAUCCAGUGGUAAACAACCAUUUUUUUCUUAAUUCAAAGUUUUUGUUAUCCAAAUAUAUUUAGAUAUCCUCUAGGCCAUCCAAACAACUGAGAGCUGGACUGUUUGCAACUGAUGUGGUAUAAUCUAUCCUAGUUUUUACAUAUUUAUUCUGUUUUGAUAACUGUUAGGUGUACAUUCAGACACGGAAUCCACAGAAUCUUACCAUGACUAUGGUGCGAGAUGAAUACCCUUCCAGUCCUAUGAUACUGAGAGGGAUUAAUAAUCAGAAAGCUGACUACCAGCAAUACCAGCCUGUGGUGAUGCUUCAGAAAGGCUACACAAUACAUUGGAAUGGACAAGCCCCACAAACAACAUUUCUGUACCUCAUUAACUUCAACAAGUAGGUUGCCUUUCAAUGUCCAGUUUUGUUUAAAAAUGCAGAUAUAUUCCAUGAACUCUCAUCUACCUCACAAAGCAAUGUGAAGCAUGUAUUUCUUUGUUAGUUUUUGAAGUAUAAUAAUGUAUUAUUACAAACUGAGCAAAACUCUUAUCAGCCAUAGACAAACAGCAAUGACAACAAAAGGAAGAACACAUGGUUUAUAUCAUAGCAUAAUCCUCAUUGACAGCACUAACAAUGCAAAUUGGCUAGCUUGAUUUAAUAAAUGAUUUAAACUUCCUCUCAGAUGAGAAAACCAAGUUCUGUGGCACAGGUCAUCAGGCUGUCCUCAUGUGCAAGCCACAUUGAAUGUUCCUGUGUCCUUUUCAAAAGAACAUUGUGGAGCAGAAGAUUUUUCUCUUUUGUUCUAAUUUUCCCAGCAGUCCUUUCAACCUUUCAGUAGUAUUAUGUUGUGAAAAAAUAUGCUCAGUAUUCACACAAAAUGAGUAUGGCAUGGUGGACAGAACUUUGGAAGGUCUUGGUUUAAAAUUAUAGCUAAAAUAGUUCCCAAAGAACUUUGUUCAUUCUGCUGCAGCUAAUUUUACUUCCACAUUUGUAAACUAGGAAUUACAGUUGAAACUAGGAAUUUUCUUGUUUCUGUGGUAAGGAUACUUGUAAACAGUAUUAGAAAUCAUUUUAGUACUAUGUGGUGAUGCUGAAUGAUAACCACCGCAAGCAGCAAAUGAAAAAGCUUUUAUAAGCAUAUGGUAAUGUUUUUGUCACUUUCUGUUUUCAGGAAUGACUGGAUUCGGGUGGGUCUCUGUUACCCACCAGACACUACUUUUCAAGUAACAUCUGAUGCAUUCCGGAGGCCUGCACCUCCCAAUAGUGUGGAGGAUUAUGUGUCUGUAUCUUCAAUGGCGGAAUUGCAGAAUAGUCGAAUGGAGAGAAAGUUUUAUUUUGAUAACAGCACUGGGUAGAUAUUUGCCACAAAACCAUAAUUUGUAGUAUAAUUAAAUGUUCAGUUUUUUAGUAUCUAUAAGAACUGGAUGACUUGGUUUUUUGUCAGUGGAGAGCUAUAGCAUGAAUGUAAUUCUAAGAGGAAUCAUCAGGAUUUGUGGUUAUGUAUGCAGUAGUUUAUCAAACUGUCAAUUCCCCAAAGGCCACUGCAGUGUAGGCUGUUCUGAGUACACAGAAAAAUAUGAAGUUUACAUUCAACAAAUGCUUUUGUUAUCCAUCUCAGGCCAUUCUGGGUAGGGCUUUCCCUACCCACCCAAGGUGUGAAUGCAUUCUUUCAGACCGCCCUGUUGUCCCACCAGGCUUCCCAGCAAUCUGUGCAAACAGUGCACUCUGCACAGAGGAAGAAUUGCAGAAUACAUCUUAUUUCCUUCCUCCCCUUCCUCUCUAUGUGGUUAUGCACUAAAGAUGCAACAUACAGUGAGGGGGGAAAGUAUUUGAUCCCCUGCUAAAUUUGCCUGUUUGCCCUCUGACGAAGAAAUGACCAGUCCAUAAUUUUAAUGGUAGGUUUAUUGUAGCUGUGAGAGGCAGAAUAACAACAGGAAAAACCCCAAAAACCCAGAAGACAAAAGCCAGAGAUUGAUGUGCAUUAUAAUGAAUGAAAUAAGUAUUUGAUCCCUUUGCAAAAGAUGACUUAGUACUUGGUGGCAAAACCCAUGUUGGCAAUUACAGAGGUCAGACGUUUCUUGUAGGUGGCCACCAGGACUACACACAUCUCAGGAGAUAUUUUGUCCCACUCCUCUUUGCAGAUCCUCUCCAAGUCAGUAAGAUUUCGAGGCUGAUGUGUAGCUACUCGAACCUUCAGCUCCCUCCACAGAUUUUUGAUGGGAUUAAGGUCUGGAGACUGACUGGGCUACUCCAGGACCUUCAUGUGCUUCUUCUUGAGCCGCUCCUUUGUUGCCUUGGCCGUGUGCUUUGGAUCAUUGUCAUGCUGGAAUACCCAUCCUCGACCCAUUUUCAUUGCCCUGACUGAGGGAACGAGGUGCUCACCCAAGAUUUGACGAUACAUUCACCUUCGAUGUGGUGAAGGUGUCCUGUCCCCUUAGCAGAAAAACACCCUCAAAGUGUCCCCCUCCAUGUUUGAUGGUGGGGAUGGUGUUCUUGGGGUCAUAGGUAGCAUUCCUCCUCCUCCAAACACGGCGAGUUGAGUUGAUGCCAAAGAGCUCGAUUUUGGUCUCAUCUGACCACAACACACUCACCCAGUUCUCCUCUGGGUCAUUCAGAUGUGCAUUGGCAAACUGCAGACGGGCCUGUACAUGUGCUGUCUUGAGCAAGGGGACCUUGCGGGCUCUGCACAAUCUCAGUCCUUCAUGGCGUAGUGUGUUACCAACUGUUUUCCUGGUGACUAUGGUCCCAGCUGCCCUGAGAUCAUUGACAAGUUCCCCCCGUGUAGUUCUGGGCUGCUUCAUCACCGUUCUCCUGAUCAUUGCAACUCCACAAGAUGAGAUCUUGUAUGGAGCCCAGACCAAAGGAGGUUGACAGUUAUUUUGUGUUUCUUCCAUUUGCGAAUUAUUGCACCAACUGUUGUCACCUUCUCACCGAGCUGCUUGGCAAUAGUCUUGUAGCCCAGUCCAGCCCUGUGCAGGUCUACAAUCUUGUCCCUGGCAUCCUUGGACAGCCCUUUGAUCUUGGUCAUGGUGGCUAGUUUGGAAUCUGCUGGAUUGAUUGCUUCUGUCGACAGGUGUCUUUUGUACAGGUACUGUAACGAGCUGGGAUUACAGGUACGACCUCUCCCUUACAGCAGGUGCUUCUAAUCUCAGCUCAUUACAUACAGUGAAGAUACCAGGUGACCUGACUUCUGGCAAAUGGCCUCAUGGGAGCCAUGUGAAAUAAGGAAUAGUGCCAGCACUGCUGGUUUUGUAAUAAAGUGUGAUCUGUUCUUUGUUUUUGUUUGUUCAUGUACAGGCUGCUGUUUUUGUUUCUUCAAGCCAAAUACCACAGGGAUGGCCACAGUUACUGUUCCUUUCGGGGAUGUGAAAGAGUCAAGAUUCAGGCCAGCUUUCGGCCAAAGUCUGUCAGUAACUGCUUGACAAAAGCUUACCCAAAGUACUUCCAGAAGCCAACUGUGGUGAAAAGAAUGCCCACAAAGACUACGGGCUCCUGUCAGAAAUGUGGCUCCACUCAGGUGGGAAAAGGGCACAGCAUCAAGAGCGAUAUGGUUGAUUAGCGCAUAACCUCUUGCAGUUUCUCCCAGGGGUUUCAACCGUGUUGACAGGACACUCGCAGUCAUGAGUAAAUGGGGCAGGAUUUGAAUGUAAGAAGAAUGAGGUGGCCUGAUGGAUCAAAGCAGAGACUGAAGGAUGGGAUGGAUAGAGAUGAGAUGAGAUAAGAUGAGAAGUUUUAGGAAAUCACAUUGCUGAACAGCAUCAUGUUUAAAAUCUCAGCAAAACUUGAAAUCAAUUGGAAAUGACUGCAUCUGCAUGAUAUGUAUAUUUUGAAAGAAUAAGAAUAGAAGGCCCUUCUAAAUUAGGCCAGUGGUCCAUCUAGUCUAGCAUCCUGUUCUCACAGUGGCCAACCACAUUCCCAUUAUGGGAAACCCUCAAGCGGCAACCAAGCAGGGCUCCAUUAUACAGGAAGUGGAUAGACAACAGUCUCUCUCCCCCCCCCCUCUCUCACACACACAGGAGGGCUUUUGCCCUCACAUUUCUGUUCAUGGGUUUCCCAUAGGCAUUUGAAUCACCAUGGUCAGAAAUGGGAUCCUAGGCUAGAUUGACCUUGGUCUUGUCCAGCAAAAUUAUUCCUAAUAGCACUGCAUCUCAGUGUUAGCUGCUAGACAGAUACACAGGGUGGUGAAUGUGCCUGACCAGAAACUGCACAGCUGGACAUUAUUUGUAAGGGAAUCCUAGGUGGGAUUGGGGAAGAGCAAAGCAGCAGAUCCAGCCCUGCAUCCCAACCCUUCCUGGGGGGCAGGUGUAGCUGAGGAUCCUAAAGUUCUAGCUUGGGGAAAGUUGAGGAAAAUAAGCCAAACAGAAUCACUUUAAUCUUGCCUUUCCAUUAUGCUUUUGAGGCUUUUGUUUUUUCUUUCUUUCACAUUUCUCUGUGCUGUGCUGUUUUUUUCUGCGGUGUGUUUUUGAAGCUUUCCUUUUACAGGAAAAAAGGCUUUUAAUGAACUGAACAACUUUUUAAAGCUUCAACAGGAAUAUAAGGUUUUCCAUCUUUUAUUGUAUGAUGCUGUACUUGUGAAUAUACUUUUUCUAGUCCUCACCCAAAUCUCAACACAGUAGGCUUCUGUCACUGACAUUCCUGUUCUAAGAGAAAAAUUAUACACUAUACACUCAUAUAAUGGCUACUUUUAAAAAUUAAUUGUAUUCUAUUCAGGUGGCAUUUACCAGUGAUCCUCAUAAAACCUACCUCCUUGUGAAAAUUCAGUCUCCAGACACAGUUGAAUUGCAAAGGAACGAAGAAUCUUAUGUCUCAGUAAGUAUUCUUGCACUCUUGCUUUACCACAAGCCUUUAUUAACAUCAUGCAGGAAUGCCAUUACCUGUGUAGGUGUGUGAAAAUGGAUCAUUUAGGAACAAACCAUAUCAGCAUAAACUUGGGGGAAAAGAAUAAGAGAAUAAUUUGGCAUCCUCAGCAUUCCUGUUAUUUGCAGCAUCUUUGCAUAUUGAUUUGUUUUCAAAAUACCAUUGGUAAAAUUUAAAUUUAAAGUGUAUAAUAGUGAUUUAGAAUAAGAUACACUCAGGUUUCUUCAGACGUAUCCCAAGUUCAGUCAAGUAGGAGGCAAUGUGUGCAGAAAUAGAUAUGCACAUGACUGAAUAAUGGGUGUGGGCCAGCACUAUAAAAUACUGGUUGCACUGCCAUUUCCAUUGCCAACCUUCGAGUCUGCUUCUUUCUUACUUAAGGACUCUUAUAAAUCCAGAGGGUUUCAACUCAGAUCUUUUGGUAUUGCCUUGGAACUCUUGUAUAAUUCAGGUGAUCAAUAUAUUUAUUGCAAUAUUCAGACUAGAUUAAGGGACAUUGAAAAACAAAACAUCGAGUCAGGUGUAAAUAAAAUUUGGUUCCCCAAGUUCUAUGAUUUAAAUCCAACAGAUAACAGGGUCACUUAUAUUUCAAAAAUAAUAAUUCCAGUCCAACACAGGGCCUUUAUGUUAGCCCAACUGAACAUUUUCCCCUCAGCUUUUGUCAAGGGCAGAUAUUUAAACAUCCCCAGAAAUUAUAGACAUUGCGGAUGUUUUUUGAAUGUGCCGGACACUGUAGAACAUAUUCUUUUGUGCUGUCCAUUGUACAACCAGCUAUGCAAAUGCGUCCUGUCCCCCUUUUUGGGUAGUCUGACAUCGUGGCACAGUGAAAACAUCAGAUUCUAAUCUGUCUGACAUUAACCUGGAAGCAUCUGCAAGGGGGCUGAGUUUUUGUCAAUACAGUGGUACCUCGGUUUAAGGACAACCCUGUUUACGAAUGAUUCAGUUUAUGAACUCCGCAAAAGUGUCCUGGUUUGUGAACUUUACCUUGGUCUAAGAACGGAAGUCGAAUGGUGGGAGGGCACUGGCAGCGGGAGGCCUCAUUAGGGAAGGCAUGCCCUGGUUUAAGAACGGACUUCCGGAAUGGAUUAAGUUUGUAAACUGAGGUACCACUGUACUAUUUCUUAAAGUGGUGAAUGUCAGUAGUGUACUGGGCUUCUUACAAUUACAUGUUCAGAGGGGUGUGGAACCUGUGGUACUCCAGAAGUUGCUUUAUCUUCAUUUAUUAAUUACCCACCCUUCACUCUUCAGGUCCCCGGGAAGUUGCAACACUUAAAACACAAUAUUGCUGCAACUCCCACCAUCCCUGGCUGGGCGGAUGAGGUUUGUGGCCCUCCAGGUGUUGCGGGACUCCAGCUUCCCCACCUCUGCCUUAAAACGAUGACUAAAUUAGAGGAUAGAGUGCUGUCAGUGGCUGCAAGCCAUGAAGGCUGUGGGUGGCCCUCAUGAGGCAGACCGGGGGGGGGGGGGAGUUGCUCCUGAGCUCAAGCCCUGAGUGCAGGUUUCCCCCAGGCGUCUGGUUGGGCACUGAGAAGAGGAGGCUGGACUGAGGGCCUUUGGCAGGAUCCAGCAGGGCUGCUCUUACGUUCCUAGAUGGCUGAGAUGGGGAUAUUUACUUCAGCUCUAAGGGGUUAAAUGUAGUGAUGAAAAAUUAGUUCUGGUUUGGGGCCAAAUGUGCGGCUGGGAAAUGAAGGCAUCAGAGUUUGAAGGUUAGAACUGAAUCAGUGGGCAGGUAAAUGCACUUGAAUCUUUCAGGGAAAUCGGAGGAAAAUAGAGUUGCAGCAUUAGCAUUUUUAAUUGCCUUGACAUGGCAAACUGAAGCUUCUGAGAAUGGUUCUCAUCUGAUUUUUAAAAGGGGCUUUGAACAACUCUUUCACUGACGACAGAGAUGGCCUUCCUAAGGCUAAACGAAAGACUAAUUGGAGCUCAGAAGCCAUUAUUACAGGGCCCAAAGGGGGUUUGUGGAAAGGACAUGGAUAUGUCUCAGUGGCUUCAGUUACACAAAGAAAACAGGAAAGCCCUAACCUGAGGGCCACAGAAAUCUUAUCAGCAAAGAUUUUGAAGGAAAAGACUCAUUCAUAGGAAAUUGUUCACUGCCAGGAAGCCAAAUGAUGAUAAAUGCAGUGGAACUGUGAAUUUACAGCAGAUUAUUGUAUUUACAAAUUACUGGUUUGGGGAAAGGGGGGAGUGUGAUUUAUGAGGUCUGUAAUUUCAGGUCAGUGGCAUUAAGUUUCCCUUGAGUGCUGUGGGUGUUCUUACCGUAGUCAUUGAUGCCUGCACUGGCAAAGUAACAAAAGAGAGAUUUUUCUCUGAAGCAGACGUAAGGAAUCUAGAAGAAUAUGUCAAAACUGGAAUUCCUCAAAGGUAUGUGAUACAGUAUAAACACCAGCUUGCAAAUAGCAUUUUUGUGGGAGUGGCAUUUAAGCUAUUUUGCAUUACCUUUUAAAAAUGCACUGAGGUGCUUCUUUUCAUAAUACUUAAAUGUUUUUCAGAGAAUGGUGCUUAAGGUACCUGUGUUACUGCUAUGAAUUGUUCAUAUCACCUCACUUUCUGUCUUUGAAGUUAAGGAAAGAACUCUUGUACUCUGUUACAGUGGUACCUGAUGCAAACGGGAUCCGUUCCGGAGCCCCGUUCGCAUCCUGAAGCGAACACAACCCGCGUCUCUGGAGCGCGAUUUGCCACUUCCACGCAUGCGCAUGACGUCAUUUUGAGCAUCUGCGCAUGCAUGAGCGGUGAAACCCGGAAGUAAUGCGCUCCGUUACUUCUGGGUCGCCGCAGAGCGCAACCCGAAAACGCUCAACCCAAAGCUACUUCACCCCGAGGUAUGACUGUACUUAAAAAGCGGGUGGGGUAGUAGGAGUUGUAUCCCAGGGCACAUCUUGCAUAUGCUAGAAAGAAAUCUAAAUUCUAUGUCCAUAAAAGCUUGAUACUUUUGCAACUAAGGCAUGUGAUUUGUGUUCACCUAAUUCUGUUUUUGUUAGCCAUAUAAGAGGACCAAGUCAAUAAACAUCACUGAAUCCUCAUCUCCACAAGGCUUCUGAGAAUUUUUCAGGAACUGCCCAUAUGUUUCCAAGAUGACCUUUGCCAACCCCAAAAAUUAGAAAUUUGCUUUUUUAGGAAAGUAGAAAGUUCCACUCCUAUGCAGGUCUACUCAGAAGUAAGCCCCACUGGUUUUGGUGGGCUUACUGUCAAAUAAGUAUUCAGAGGAUGCUUCUGGUACAGUCAGACAAAUAAAGCUACUGUUCUGGAAAGCAAUUGAAAACAAUCCCUUCCUAACUUCAGUAUGAUUUCUUUCUUUCUUUCUUUCUUUCUUUCUUUCUUUCUCUCUCUCUCUCUCUCUCUCUCUCUCUCUCUCUCUCUCACACACACACACACACACGGCAGAAGCCUAUCAUUCCCCCCCCCUCCGGACAUCUGGGAAGAAAAAAUAGCAUUUUCCUCAAGCAAUACAACCAGGAAAAUGUAAAUGGAAAAUUAUUAUCUUUUUAUCAAAUGAAAAGGAAGUAAGAUGGAGAUUGUGAUUGCUUAAAUUGUGUCACAAAUGUGUUAGGCAUUAUGGAUAUUAUAAUUCAGUAUAAAUUCAUACAAAUUGAUUGUUAGAGGUCUUGUUUUUUGUUACCAUGUUUAACAAAAUGUAGGUAUAAUGUGCUACACCGGAUUAAUUUGUUAUGGAUAUGCAAAUUUUGACAUUUGCAAAGUAAGCAUGAUUUUUAUUUCUAAAAAAGUUUGCUUUCUCCAGAUGGCAAUUUAUUAUAGAAAAGUGUGUUAGUCAUAUUGACGUUCCACAUUUACGGCUCUAUGAAUAUGAUGUCACCAAUUUUAACAAUUUUAUAUGCUGCCUUUCCAAAGCAGCUUGCAAUAGAUAUUUACUUAAAACAUGAUUUUUUUAGUGGCAGUAAAUCAGUGUUAUUCUCUCCUCUUCAACCUUAUCCCUUCAUUUUCUUUCUCUCAGGUCUAUAGUUGUAUUAAGCACCAGAGGGAAUAUAAAAAACCUUAACAUUUCUCAAGCUUUAAUGACCCUGGGAGCAGCAAAACCAGCAAAUCUUCACAACAAGGGUGUGUUCUUCUUUUUACAUAUUAAAAUGUGCCUUUUCCUUUUCUAGAAAUGGAAUGCAAAAGAUGCUGUGCAAGUUGCUGUUUCAUAUUCAGUGUUGAUAAAUUUUCAAAGUUUGCUAUGAUAUUGGAACAGAACAUUUUAAAUGUUGAAUCUGUUGCCCGUUAUUGAUGAUGUGUAUUCUGUUCUGAAACAUACAUUUUUCCUCUUUCAGGGAGCAUAGGCUUCUUUGGGUUCAGAGGGAACUUCAAACCAUCUUGGAUCAAGCUAUUGACCAGUCCUGCAAGACAGGGCCUGGGCCAAAUGGAAAAGUAUCUCCCUCUGCAGCUGGAAGAGUACGGCUGUGCCAGAGCAAAUACUAGCCGACGGAAAGAUCUGGAACUUCUAAAGCAGGCGACAAGAACACAGUAGAAAUUAAGGUGCAUAUGCACACUGAAGACAAUGUGAACUAAUUUAUUUAUUUUAUGGAAUUUUAACGUGUACUAUUACCCAAGUACAUCACUUUGCUGUUUUUUAUAUGGACAUUUGCCUACGCUGAAUGCUUGAAUGCCCAUCUGUGCACCUUUUGGAUUGUACAAAAUAUUAAAGAAUUAAAGUAUUUGUUUAAAAAACA
Podarcis lilfordi (Lilford's wall lizard) is the source of this 59628-nucleotide messenger RNA. The record is from the annotation of a GenBank genome assembly. NCBI's taxonomy places the organism in Eukaryota, Metazoa, Chordata, Lepidosauria, Squamata, Lacertidae.